Podarcis lilfordi (Lilford's wall lizard) is the source of this 73277-nucleotide messenger RNA. The record is from the annotation of a GenBank genome assembly. NCBI's taxonomy places the organism in Eukaryota, Metazoa, Chordata, Lepidosauria, Squamata, Lacertidae.
GUGGGCCAAAAAGGGACACAUUAUAAAGGAAGCAUCGGGGGACUCUUAUGAGACCAUUGUUGACCAUACCUAUUUUUUUGAGCCAAUCUCUUGCGAGGUGACCAACGCUUUAGGCAGCACCAACAUCAGCAGGACAGUCGAUGUCUACUGUAAGUACAGCUCAGCUGCUGAACCAUCAGGAGUUUAUGUGAUAGGGCUAAUCCUUUGUAAUUUGAGAGUUGCCUUGUGGAUGAUAACGGUGCAGUUUCUUAAGGGAAUGAGAUGGACAAUCGAUUCAUCAGUGGUGAAAAAGGAAGCCGGAGAAAGGACCUAAAUAAUAAUGGUCCAGCUGUUGUUUUGGUUAACCUUCACCUGGAAAACCAGGCACACAUCAGCCUUUUGUGCUAAAGGUGGAGAAGUUUUGUCCUGCGCAGUAGCAAGUCACCAUGAAGUGCUCUGAAUGGGACACAUCCAACCCUCUACAUCAGGGGUGGGGACUCUUUUUGGCUCAAUGCACCAGAUCCUCAUUGGUCCCCACCCCUGCAGUCUAGCUUCGAUAGGUGGAUGGGACAACCUACCUGUCAAUCAUCUGACAUCAGGUUGUCCUGCCUACUUGUCAAAGUCCUUGGCACUGCACAUCCCAAGCUCACGACAGCUGACUGGUUGCCAGGUGCUUGGGCGCCACAGUGCAAGGCCUUUGGGGUCAGCCCUAUGCUUGUCAGUGCUGAGCAAGGGACUGCAAAGCUUCUUCCCCAUGAGGAAGCCAAUCUAGCCUCAUCUCUAGUUUCCCCACAUGGCAUAUCCUGUCAGGUGUGGGGCAGGGGAAAUGACCUUGCUGAGCCAAAUGGGGCCCAUAGGCCAAAGGUUUUCUUCCCCUGCCCUCUGCUUUGAUCCAAUUUUGUCUGCUAUGCCUACCCAGUGCCCAGUGUGUUGAGCCAGGGUGCACAGAACUAAUGCAGCACUGGAGAGGCAGGCAGAAUUGUAGCUUGACAGUGCCUUUGUACCACAGACCAUGCGCAGCAUGUACCACCUGCCCACGUGGCAGGUUGGCUGCUCCAAGCUAGACUGCCAUGGCCAUUCAGGCCAACAGCCUGGGACUCUUUCAUAACUCCUAGGGACCCACAGUUCCAGAACUAUGAAAGUGACGCUUUAGUCACCCUAUCUGAAUGAUUAUCUGUUUUUGUGAAGUUCAUGUGUUCAAAGCUCCUUUGGAAGAGAUGGAAUAAAUGUCUCUGGAUUAGGCUUAAAGCCUCCAUUUCUUCCUCUAGUCAAGAAUCCAAAAGCCACAACAAGGGAGAGAUCUAAUUCAUGCAUUAUGUCUCUCCUUGGGUGAUUGCAUGGUCCCUUAUUGCCUUUUCCUUCCCUUACCUGCUAUGAAGAAUAAUUUCAUUGCUGUCCUAUUCUGCAGAAACCUAUUCUGUGACAUAUCUCUUAUUAUAGUUGGACCACGCAUGAUGACGGAACCACAGUCCCUUCUUGUUGAUCUUGGAUCGGAUGCUGUAUUUAACUGUGCUUGGAUCGGAAACCCGUCGCUGACCAUCGUCUGGAUGAAGCGGGGCUCGGGUGUGGUAAGGAUGCUUAAAAUCAGCUCAACAUUUGAGGGGAAGUUUGAGGGCUGAGUGCCAAGUGCCCUCCAGACAGGUGUUUUGUGUUGUGUCGUUUUUGCUAUUAUAUUCUACAACAUGUUCUUGACAAAAUGUUGUGAUGGGUUUAUAUUGGGUCGUCCACACAUCAUUCUGCUUUAUUUUUUAUUUUAUUUUUUUGCAAUACUUCCCUAGUGCCACCACACGUGCACUAUACAUUUAAAGCAGUAUAACACCAAUUUAUUAUUAUUAUUAUUAAUAAUAAUAAUAAUAAUAAUAGAACUUAUAUGCCACCCUAUAUCCAGAGGUUUCAGGGCGGUUCACAUAAAUUUAAGCAAUCUUGCCCCCCCCCCAAGUAUCCUGGGAACUGUAGUUCACUGAGGGAAAUGAGAGUUGUAAAGGGACCCCAUUCCCCUUACAGUGCUACAAUUCUGAGUGGUUUAAUAAUCAAUCCCUCUUCACAGGGAACUCUGAGAAUUGUAGCUCUAGGAGGGGAAUAGGGGUCUCCUGGCGCUGUGGGUUAAACCACAGAGCCUAGGACUUGCCGAUCAGAAGGUUGGCAGUUCGAAUCCCCGCAACGGGGUGAGCUCCCGUUGCUCGGUCCCUGCUCCUGCCAACCUAGCAGUUCGAAAGCACGUCAAAGUGCAAGUAGAUAAAUAGGUACCACGCCGGCAGAAAGGUAAACGGUGUUCUGGUUCACCAGAAGCGGCUUAGUCAUGCUGGCCACAUGACCCAGCUCCCUCGGCCAGUAAAGCGAGAUGAGCGCGCAAUCCCAGAGUCAGCCACGACUGGACCUAAUGGUCAGGGGUCCCUUUACCUUUACCUUUUAACAACUCCCAGCACCCUUAAUAAACUACACUUCCUAGGAUUGCUGUCUGGAAAGGCUAUGGCACAGCAAAAGUGGGACAGAAAAGUCCCCAUAACAUUUGUGGUAGGAAAGGUUACAGGAUUUCAGCAGGAAGUUACAGGAUAUGCACUGACAGGAAAUGGAGUCAUAUAAACACCCUGAAACUACUGGAGGUGCAAACAGCAUUGAAAGCAAGAUCAAGUUUGACCACCCUAAUAGCAUCAAGAGUGAAAAUCAUCAUAAAUGUAAAUAUUGUAAAUAUAAGGGAUGCUUGGAGGGGGCGCUCUACUGAGUCAGACCAUUAGUCCAUCUAGCUCCAUUCUGGCUACACUGGUUGGCAGUUACUGUCCAGGGCUUCAGGAAGGUGUCUCCUCCAGUCCAACCUGGAAAUGUCAGGGAUUGAACCUGGGACCUUCUGUAUGAAAAGCAGGUGUUCUGCCACUGAGGCACAGCCUCUCCUCAAUACUGGUUCUUGCAGGCGCAAAUGGUGGCUUCAACUCACAUGACACCAUUCUCUUUCUGCCUUUAUUGCCUCGAGUAUUGUGGCAGGUGGGUGCUCUGUGCAUGGUAGAUAUCAUGCUCGUCUCACAAAGUGUAGCAGCUAUGAACAUGAAUCAUAAUUUAAAUCUGAGCUCAUCCCUAAGACUGGGUUAGCCUUUGAUAAUCUCCUGCCUCAUCGCCAGCCCUUUCCCCACCUGCCCAUCUACAAGGCAGGGAUAAGAAUAAUGGGCUGCUCUUCACUGUAGUUGUAAUGAACACCGAGGUAAUGCAUUGUUCCAAAGAGGUAAUCUGCAGCAGGAAGUGAGGGGGGGUUGUUUUGUAGCACACUAAAGACUCAGUAAUAAUAAUAAUAAUGCCAGAAGACUGAGCAGUACAGGAGAUAGUUGUGUACCAUAUCACUACAUCCCAUGUGAGGUUCUUUGAGUGGUUGUGGAAAGCCUGUGAAAGUAAAUAUUGAGUAGUAGCAAAGUCUAAGUCAUGGAGUGGACUCUUGGAUUUGUUCAUUGGAUUAAUCCUUUGCUCUCAGCCUUGCUGCUCUUGCUUUCUGCUGGCGAUUCCCACAGCAGCAGGAACAAAUAACAGUGUUAUUUGCAGUUCAGAAGGGACAACAAGCUGUUGCUGAGCUGGUAGAUCAAACAUGUGAACGAUCUGUGGCCCACCUUGAAAUAUACAAAACUGGGCAUGACUGCUGCAUCCUGCAGUUAACUCAGAGCGUCAUUAUUGUAGCGUAAGGAGGAGGGGGGAACCAACCCUGUGAGGUGAGCUGGGAUUCUGAGGAAACUUAUGUUCUGUAGUCAAUUCCACAUUCUGUGCUUUCAUGUGGUGUGUGAUUCUAUCCCAGUGUUCACAACCAGGGCUGGCCCACCCAGGAGGCAAACUAAAGCAGCCACCUUGGACAGCAGAAUCCUGCAGGGCAGCACCCCCACAGGGACCCCACCCUGCUACCGGGUUCUCAUGGCAGCAUCUUCUGGCAAAAUGUCAUGAGAUCUCACCAGAAACUGCCACCAUAGAACCCCAGUCAACAAGGCUUUAGUGGCUGCAGAAGCAACAGUGUCUCAUUCUGCCACAGUGAAAUGGAAUGGGCCACCCUGGAUUUUAUCCCAGUGUUGAGAACUGUGUAGUCACCUGCCCUUUCCAUGCUGCUGCUGUGUGGUGAAGAAGCUCAUUAUCUCACUGCCUGGGCCUGGCAAAUGUAUGGGCGUGUUUGAUCACUUUCAGACUUCCAGAUAAGAGCAACAGGAGGCAGCAAUUACACUGGACUGCCUGAGACGGUCAAGACGGUGUCCCUUCCAUUCAUUCCACAUAAUGGAGCGGUGUCCUCCACAGCAUUAAGGGGCAGCAAGCUAGGUGAGGGAGCACACACAGUGGGCCAUUUGGCAGAAACAGUACUGGCCUUCAACAUCUCUCCACCAUAACCUGCGCUGCAGCAUCUGCCACCCAAGGUGCCUGCCUCGCCAUGCCUAAUGGAAGGGCUGACCUUCCUCGGUUGCAAACUGCACUAGUAGCAGCAGGCAGUGGUAGCUGUCCAGAGAUGGCAGUGAAAGUUCUCAGCACUUUCAAAGAAAAGAGGGAAAAUUUUAGGCCAAGCAGAGGUCAAGGAGGCUGAUUUAUGUAACUGGACUAAUAAAAAAAAUGAAAGGUUCGUUUCCAUGGCAGUCACAGCACUUUCCACAUUUCUGCUGCUCAAAGGGGAUCUUUGCAAAGUAACCCUAAUAGAAGUUGAAUUGAUUCCCAUUAUGAGCAGCAUCUGGGUUAACCAAAGGCCAAGGCAACCACUUUGCCUCUUUGUGACAGGUGGAACUUUGUAAACCAUCUCCACAUUGAGCUCUUUUUGUGAACAGUCCUUGCUUACAGAGCACUGCACAGCUAAAGCUUAAGGACAAACAGCCUCCUGGCAUCAACCCAGUCCUGGAUCCAGUUUCCUAGGACUGUGCAUGCCUAUUCAUCACCUAGGAGCUUCAGCAUGCAGUGAUGACUUUCAUGUGUGGAUGGUCCAUCACAGAUGCUGUAUCACCAGUAGUCAUUGCUGCUCAUUGAGACUAGCAUGGUGGAAGGCAGAGAGCCCAACAGUAGGUGGAGCCACUCCCUGAUUAGUUGUAAGUAAGAAGACAGGUUGAGGUUGGUGGGGCAGUGCCUCGUUACGCUGAAUUGACCAUCCUCCACUGAAUAUUGCAGAGAAAGCAUUCAUCAGUAUCCCCUUAUGCAAGAUCCCCUUAAUUUACGCAAUCUGGUGGCUAAUCAUCAAGCGUGGAGUAGAACUAAGUGUUGAGAAAUCAAGAGUCUAGCAUGCAUGUAUAAACCAACCCAGGUCAUGCUAGAGAUAAAACCCAGGACUUGGCUUUUCACAUUCACUUAUUAAUAUCCUAUCUAUACCUGUACCUCUGUUUCAGUGAAAGUGCUGUGAGUAACUAGAGCAGGUGAAAGUCACAUUGCACCUUAAUGGAAGGAAGUCACAUGUACUUCUUGGGGUUCAAGAGAGCUCAAAGUAUGAUACUACAAGGUCAUCCUAAAUAUUAAUGAGUGGGCAAACAGAUCUUAAAGGAGCAGGUAACAAGAAACCCUCUAUGUUUGUGUUUAUUUUGACCCCAUGAUAUAGUGUAACAAACACCUUGAACACAAUAUGCAUGCACAAGAAGGAGUGCCUAUGGAGUUUCAGGAAUUCAGAACCCAUGAUUCAGGGUCUCCUCAAGCAUACAAAUCUGUCUGCCAUAAGUGGUAAACAAUAUGAGCACAUAUAAAACCAAUACAGAUAAUAUUAAAUAGUAGGCAUUGGGGACUCAUGAGGUUGAACUCAGCUUUGCAGGUUUUACCAAAAAAACUAAAGCCCUUGUUUACAAUGCCUGAGUUACCUUCAGAUACAUGGUUCAUUCAGGCAUAUCCAUUCUGCAGCCUUCAUCUGGGUAUGCAGGAAUCCCCAAGUGGAAUGUGGAGAUAAAUGCACUCCUGUGCUAUGGGCAGCUUGAUUUACAAAUGGUUUGUGGGGCUGUGGACCAUAAAAUCAGACUUAUUUUACAGGAACAAAUGCAUCAGGCCUCCAACAGAAGCCAGAACAGUUUGGUAGGGACAGUGAACGGAGUUCUUCAUUUUGCAUACUUUUGUCUUUCAGUUCCCACAAGCCAUUCAUUUCUCAUCCAUUCCCUCCUCUUGACUAGGACCCUUGGGAGGAAUUGUGCUGCAUUCCUGUGUACAUUUACCUGGAAGUAAGCUUCAGAAUAUAACGGAUAUCACUAGUAGUCACUCACCCCAGCUGUACUUCAAUAACUUGACAUGUGUUCUGCUGCUGCAGAAGGAAGGAUAGAGCCCUUUUGAAACUAACAAGCCAGGAAGGACUCCCUGGCCUUGGGCCUGUGAUGUUGGGGCCACUCCGCAACUGACUUGAAGACUCACCUCUACGCUUAGCACCAUGGACAGCACUUGAUCUGGUCUGACAAGUGAGCUGGGUCUCCUAAGACUUCGUGUCUUAGGCAUCUUUGAUAGUGAUUGAACAGAACCUUCCAAGUGUUGCUUAGCCUUUGAAGAACUGUUCUACUGUUGCUGUCCUUCAGAUCACCUCCACAGCAUAGAAUUCAUGCCCUUUUCAGUGUUAGAGCGCAAAAAAGUGCACUGGACAUUUGUUUUCUUCUAAUUUUAUCAUUUAUCUUUUUUCUUUUCAGUAUUCAUUGGGUAAAGGGAACCACCACCCCUCUUCAUGACCCUUAUCUCGUUUCUUUCUUUUGGGUUCUGAAACAUCCUGCUCAGCAUCUCCUUCUCAGCCUUGAGCAAAUCAAGUUAGAAGUCUGUCUUUUCAGGUGUUGGGAGGUGUUACAAAUGACUUGCCUUGGAAAGGCAGCUGUGCAGUCCUCAUGGCCUUUCCUUUAGCUCCCUCUAGCUGACAAAUGACUGCACUGUGCAACUCCAAGGACCACAUAGCUCUAGACCAGAUGACAGCCUACACAGAAAUGAUAAAAGGCGUCAGUGCUGAUCCAUUUCUGCCAGGGGAAGGCAGAAUAACCAUGCUGUUCUGAGAGAAUAAUCAGCUCACCUGAACACACUUGAGGAAAUUAUAUGUCCAUGCUUCAGUCCUGGCUCUGUUCUCCAAAGAUAGCCCUGCUCCCCAUUCCUUAUCCUGAGCCUGCUCAAUUCCUCUCAAGGCAGAGCAUCCCAAUUUCCUUCUCAUGCUGUCUUGCUGCUCCCUGUAGUAGGCAGGGGCCCCUUAAAAAGCCUCUUCACUCAUCAAUCUUAUUCCCCAUUCAUCGGCUGAAGGCUUUUCUCUGAAUUUUGCAAUGCAGUUCUCUUUAUGUGGCUUUUACCCUUAAAGAAGUUUGGAAAGCAGGGUGAAAUGGAGAGGAAAAAAUCUUUGGAUCACUUUACAACUGUAAAGGGUCAUAGCUGAGUGACAGAGCACAUACUUAGCAUGCAUACAAAAGGUUUCAGGUAGGUCUGGGAGUUACCGUACCUAAACAACCUCUCCACAGCCAGGUGUCAAAUUACAUUCUCCCCAUCACUGACAUGGAUGUUCCUGAAUCCCUGCUCCCUGCUUUGUUGGAAAGUGCAGUGGGACAUUUGCAGAGCCCUAGAUUUGUCACUUCUAAAAAGAACAAAAAACUAGACUCUUUCAGUUUCAAUACUUUUGCAAACACGGUAGUUCCGAUAUGAGCAGCCUUUGCAAUAUCUCUGAGUACUGCUAAGGGCAUUAAGUGGUUUGCUAAGCAUCAGUGUAAAUUCCCAGAAUGAGCAGAGGAAUUGGCUGCAAGAUCAGACACUCGGCAAUGCCAACAGCUAACGUGUGGGUUUGUGUUUACAUAGCAAGCACAUGUUGGAAAGGCAAAAGGAAGCAGGCCUGUCGGGACACCAUCCAGACUCCUGCAGGGGAAGGUUUACAGAUGCCUCUGCUUUGCCCUGUGCAGAAAGGUGAAGGGGCAGCAUCACCCGAUAUGUAAAUCCCAACACUGAAAGUUAAUGUCUGCCCGCUGUAGCUGCCAAUAGAUCCUGACAGUUCUCGUAUAUGUGGAAAAUUAGCCAUCGAGCCUCAACUGUUUCUGCAGGCAAUUAGAAAGAGUUGACUCUUAAAGGCCAUAUUUGUUUUAGACUCAUCAUAUUUCUAAAUACCACAGGAGCUUGGAUUUUUCUGACUGGUUUGCAUUAAAGUUCCCUGAUUCAGCACUUAGGAAGCUUUAAUAAAGCUGCUGAUUGCACCGAUGUGGGCAAGAGGGCCAUGUUCCUGGCAGUGUGGAUUGCAGAAGGGUCAAAGAGGCAGGGAGCCAGCAAAUCUCAGAGUGUCCAUCUCCCACAUCAGUCUAUCUGACUCAGGGCUGUUUUACAUGUUGCAUUUGAAUGGUGUGGUUGUGGUCUCCAAAGCAAUACCUGUUUGAAAUAUUUCACAGGAAACGUAAUGUGAAAAACCACACUGCUGUAGAAUCUUUUAGAUGCAUCCAUGAUGCUAUUCACAAAAUUCAGGGUGAAGUGACAGACAAUAACGCAAUAGGUGUGAGAACACAGCAUGCCAGUUCUCCACCCUGAAGCCACAGGGAAUGCAGUUUGCAGGGAACACAGGGAGAGGUGUUUCAGCCUUCCACCGCACCCCCCUGCAACUUACCCUUCCCAAGCUGGGUUUCCAAACCAUGUUUCUUAUGUAAAGUGGUGGGAAGAUGAUUGGAGUGAGUUUCAGGGGAAAGCAGCAGGUGGGCUAUGGAUGCAGCACUCCCUGCUCACAUACUGUAUUCUCCCCAGAAAAUGAAUAUAUCCAUCCACUUUGCAGCCACUUUCCAGGGUUCCCAGACCUGUAUUUGCCACUAAAUGUCCCAAAGACUUGCCAAAUAUAAUCUAUAGUUUAAACAUUGAAACAUAUUGCCAGUGUUUGCUGUUCUCCUUCAUAUGCCCAAAUCAAUUUAUUAUCAGCUGUGGUUUGGUGUAUUUCAAAGUUGAGAUGAGCUUCUAAAUGGAAAGGAACCUUUCAACUCCACUUGAUUGAAUAUAACACUUACAGUGGUGCCUCGCAAGACGAAAUUAAUCCGUUCCACGAGAGUCUUCGUCUAGCGGUUUUUUCGUCUUGCGAAGCAAGCCCAUUGACGGAUUAGCGCUAUUAGCGCUAUUAGCGGUUUAGCGGCUAUUAAAGGCUUAAAGGCUUAGGGGAUUAGCUGCUAAAAGGCUAUUAAAGGCUAUUAAAGGCUUAGCAGAUUAGAUAAAGGGGAAAGCGGAAAAAAAAACUCAAGACUCGCAAGGUAUUUUCGUCUUGCGAAGCAAGCCCAUAGGGGAAUUCGUCCUGCGAAGCAACUUCAAAACGGAAAACCCUUUCGUCUAGCGGUUUUUCCGUCUUGCGAGGCAUUCGUCUUGUGGGGCACCACUGUAUUGAUCUACCUGUUGGGAUGGGACCAUGUUUUAGUGGUUGAGCAAAGCACAUCCAUGGAUACAAAAGAUCACAGGUUCAAUCUCCAGGUAGGACUGUCUGAAACCCAGAAGAGGUGCUGUCAUCAUAGUAGACUCUGAUGGGGCUUCCCGAACCUGGUCCAAGCUCCAGAUGUUGGACUACAGCUCACAUCAUCCCUGACAAUUGGCCAUGGAACUGGUGGGAGUUAAGAGUCCAACAACAUCCAGAGGUAACCAGGUUUUGGAAAAAUGAACUAGAUGGACCAAUGUACAGUAAGGUAGCUUCAUAGCUGUGGAGGUAACUUCACUGUCUCCUAGAAUGUGUAUUGAGAGAGAGGUGGACAUUCUCACUUGACCACUGACACAUGGAGCAAACUGACUCUCUUCUUUUUCAGGUCCUGAGCAACGAGAACACACUAACGCUAAAGAACGUGCGCCAAGAGGAUGCUGGGAAAUACGUGUGCCGAGCCGUAGUUCCACGUGUGGGUGCAGGAGAACGGGAAGUAUCUCUGACUGUCAAUGGUACUUAACUUAAACUAUAUUUACACUUCUUGAACUUUAGCCAUCAGUCUUCUCUCCCAAUAACAGUUUACAGAAGUGCAGGUAUUGGGCCAAAAAACUACAGUUUCCCUGGAUUAUCACCUUGUGAUUUCAUAUUUCUUCCUUGUGCCACAUUAGCCAUUGGUAGAUGCUGUAGCUAAGAAAGGUAAAGGUAAAAGAUCCCUGGAUGGUUAAGUCCAGUCAAAGGCGACUAUGGGGUUGCAGUGCUCAUCUCGCUUUCAGGCCGAGGAAGCCGGCGAUUGUCCAAAGACAGCUUUCAGGUCAUGCGGCCAGCAUGACUAAACCACUUCUGGCACAAUGACUCACCAUGACGGAAACCAGAGCACACGGAAACACCAUUUACCUUCCCACCGCAGUGGUACCUAUUUAUCUAUUUGUACUGGUGUGCUUUCGAACUGCUAGGUUGGCAGAAGAUGGGACAGAGCAACGGGAGCUCACCACUGUCAAGCGGAUUUGAACCACUGGCCAGCCUAGCAGUUCGAAAGCAUGCCAACUCCUUCGUCCUGAAGCGAGAUGGCCCAGUCACCUUUGACUGGACUUAACCGUCCAGGGGUCCUUUACCUAAGAAAGCUGUGAUUGUCUCAGAAGCAAAACACUUCCCUUUAUUUCUAUCCCCCUCCCCAAGAUGAAUCCCCAAAGCAAACUGUUUUGCAGAUAUCUAAAAUAGUGCCCUUUCAGAUCAAUAAGGAGGGUCCUGAUAUAUCCCUGUGCAUUUGUCUAACACCAUUUUCGAUGGGUUUAAAAAUGGGAGGCUCAGGAUAUUUGCAGGGAAGAAUCAGUAGGAAGGUUGGCUAUAUUCUACCUCCACAAUGGCUAUGUUGGAGACAGUAUGCUGGGAAGCACAAGUGAGGGGAAUGUUGUUCCAUUCAAGUCCUUCAUACAGGCUUCCCAUAGGCAUCUGAUUGGCCACUGUGAGAGCAGGAUGCUGUUCCAGCAGCACUCUUCUUAGGAUUAAGUGCCGUUUCCUACUGUCGCUGAAUCCCACCUAUGAUUGCACACUUCUCCAAGCCAUUGUUCUUUCCCUGUUAUCUCUGCCUUUCUCAAGAUAAUUGCCUUAAAGUGCUGGAGUAGAGAUGUAGAGGAAGGAUACUUCCAACCAUGCAUUUGUAUGCAUAACUGCUUUGGAAGGCAACCUUCCCAGGGCCACAUGCCCCUGGUGGGGAGGGCCAGUGGCAAAAGUGGGUGGAGCCAUGAAUAUUAAUAUUCCCUCUGCAGAGUAGGCUGGUGCCUACACAUCUGAGUUCAAAUCCUCUAUGCUCUUGGCCACAAGAUGUGGUGAUUAUGGUCCUACGGGGAGACUCCAUUCUCAAAGUCAUGACAUCUUCCCAGGUUUUCUAGGCCAGGCACCAUAACAAUGUUAAACAACUUUAAAACUGACUUCAUUGUUGGGUGUAGGCACAGUACCUGCUCCCCUUUCUGGAGUGCUGUAAAGCCGAGUCUAGAAUCCAUGUCUUUUGGUUCUCUGUCUAGUCUCCCCGACUUUGAGCCAGACAGUCGGAAAGAAAGAGUAAAGCUCUUCCCCAGAGCAUACGAAGAACGGAAGAAUAAAAGCGGGGGAAUCUAUGCUUACUUUGUUUUACUUUUCGAAGGCACCCUCUCCCUCAAGCAGCCCCAUUUAAUAUUCAUUCAUUGGGUAUUUGCACCAUUUAAUUUUAAAUGCAGAUAAUGUAGAAGAGAGAAGCCAAGGGCAACCCAGCAGGGCCAUUGAGGGGGGGCGGGAAUCAACCACUCCCUUGCCUUCUGCUCAGAGCACCUUCCCUUGCAGUCCCCUUUUCCCUCUUGGCUGCUGCAGUUUAAUUACAAUUCAAAUAGCUUGCAGAAAGCAAAGCAAUACAUUUGAUGAAAACAAAGAACCUUGCUAUGCGCGCGCACACACACUCUCCUCCUGGAAUUUCAGAGUAAAAGGAGUCAAUUACUGGAGCACUGUUUAAAGCCAGCAAGACAGGAAAUGAUGGCCUCCCAGCUUCUCACCAGGUUUUGAUUUUGCUUGCUACGUAGUGGAAAGUGACAAAGGAGGAAAUGAGAGGAGGGACUUGUGAGGAAUGGUACACUUCUGCUUCAUGGGCAGUAUCCAUCAAUGUGAAGAGCUGUGCUUGUGCAAUGGAACUCCACCCUUCUGUCUCUCAGCCAGCCCUAGACCUGACUUUUGCAUAGCUGGAAUGUAGCUCACUAAGAAUAUGAAGCGUCCCAUCCAUUGCUAUAACCACUACUGUUGGUUUGAGGGGGAAACCCUUGGGUUGUGUCCUACUAAGUUUUACGCCGAGAAGACCCACUGAAAUUAAUGGAACUAAGAUAGUAAUGUCCAUUAAUUUCAGUAGAUCUCCUCUGAGCAGGGCUAGCACUGGGUACAUCCCCCUGGUAUUAGGCUAGCUGCAGACUAUCAGUGUUUUGUGAGAAGAAUUGAAGCAGCUACCAGAAAUUAAAAGUGGAUUGCAGCACUCUGUUACCCUAGUUCAGCAAAUUCCAGUUAUUUUUUCCCUACACUAUUUUGUUAGGAAACUGAAGGGGAAAUGCACUGAAAAGGACGGGGGCAAAUGAGCGAAUAUAUUUUGGAAAGGCAUAUAACCCGCUGUGCAAGCAAAACUAGAUGAAUACCCAUCAUCCUGUAUCCUCCCCACAAACAACCUAGAAUGACUGUUCAACGAAGAGUGGAUGUAGUCUAACUUCCACAUACCGGUAUAUUUUGUGCAAGCAAACCAUGACUCUAUCAACAGGACAUCUGAAGAAUGCCCAAGAUAAUUCCUGGGUUUUGUUUGUUUGUUUGUUUUCCCCUUCUGCAUUUAAUCUGCAGCUAUUGUCCCCAUCAGUUCGGAUCACCCAUCUGGCUGUUUGUGGGAGAAUCCUCUCCCUGGAUGGAAAUAAAAUACAUCUUGGCAUAUGAGAAGAAAAUGAUUCUCUUCUGCUUUCCACCUGCCCUGAUAAGGGGAGGAGGGGACAGACAGAGAGAGAAGCCUAGAUUCCUGUCAAUUGUGCAGAGGCGAUGUUAUCAGGCACCGGGCCCUCACCAAUGUAAUAAUAAGGAUAAAUGACCGAUUGCCUGGAACGGAAGAUACAGCACAAACCAAUUUGCUGCAGCUAAUCUUGUCAAGCAGUCCCUCUAUCCAGAAUCCUUCUUUCCCUGUUUUUAAUCCCAAGAACCAGACAAUGGUGUUAACAAAAGGAACUGUGAUUGUACCACCAAGCAAACCAGAUUAGUGCCUGGGGCUGGGGGCUGCUUUGGUAGCACAGGAGGAAGACUCCAACAGGCAGAAAUGAUGUUCACUUAUAGUGUAGGAUUUAGCAGGGAGGAGGGCAGGGACAAAACUGCAGUUAGUUAGCUCUGCCUAUCACGGGCUCCGACUCUGGCUGCAUCUACUGUUGGUAUCCCUCCCUUCCGCUCCUACCAGUUCCAAUAGCCACCUGCCACUAAUGUUCAUUUCUCUGCCCUAAGCUUUAUUUUAAGCUACCUCUAUGUCCAGCAGCUUGGAUAUUUCCAUCAAGCUUGAGAAUUAUAGAACUGUAGAGUUGGAAGGGUCCCUGAGAACCGCCUAUCCUGGUACGCCCCACGGAGGACCUUAAGGUGCAUAAAUAACAACACCCUAGAGGUCCCGGGCCCUAAGGAAGUCAGAUUAGCCUCAACCAGAGCCAGGGCCUUUUCAACACUGGCUCCAGCCUGGUGGAACGCUCUGUCUCAUGAGACCAGGGCCCUGCAGGAUCUGAUUUCUUUCCACAGGGCCUGUAAGACAGAGUUGUUCUGCCUGGCCUUUGGCUUGGAAUCAACUUGAUCCCCUCCCCCUCUUUCUUUUUUCCUUUCUCCUUCUGUGAUGGAACUCCUAUUUGGGGACUUCCCUGGCUUUUUUCUGGCCCAUGUAUGACCAGUCUGGAUAGUUGGCCUUGGUGAAGACUUGACGUUUUUAUCCCCCAAAAAGUUUUUGAUUUGAGUUUCCACUGAAAGGAGGCUGCUUUUUAAUGUUUUAAUGUUGCAUUUUAAUCUUGUUUUUUAAGUUUUAUUUUGAUCAAUUGUUUUAUAUCGGAUGUUAGCCGCCCUGAGCCUGGUCUUGGCUGGGGAGGGCAGGGUAUAAAUUAUUAUUGUUAUUAUUAUUAUUAUUAUUAUUAUUAUUAUUAAUACAAUGAAGAAAUAUGCAGCUGUCCCAUACGGGGAUUGAACCUGCAACCUUGGCGUUAUCAGCACUCCAGCUGAGCUAUCCAUGCUUCAGUCUCAGGUUUUUGGAGAUUCUCUUUCUGCUGCAGUCGCAUUACUCAGCCCAUGUCCCCAGAUGCAUGAUUGUCUCCUUAUGUUACCAAAGUUGGCAAUGGGGAAGUAGUUAAUUUGUAAACCUUGCUUCACAACCCCUUGCUGGCGCUACCCCUUAUAUCUCAAGCAUCGAGAUCCCGGGAUCCCCAUUCUCCUAACAAUUCUCAGCAUGCUUAACAAACUACAGUUCCCAGGAUUCUUUGAAGGAAGCCAUGGCUGUUCAAGUGCUAUCAUAGUGCUUUAAAUAGAUUGUGCCAAUGUGGCAUAUUUUUUUUCUGUAUGACAACAACUAAAGAAAAGGAAUGUCCUUCCUCAAGAUGCUAGCAGUUGUUUCAUAGGAAAACAUGUUUUUCAGUCAGGUGCCCAUUCUCCCUGGAACUUUCUAGCCUCGCUUUGGUUCCAGAAAAAGUCCCUGAAACCAGAAACCUGCCUUUCAUUUUGUUUGAGCCUCUGGGGCUGCACAAAUAAAUUGGCACCGAAGCUGUCAUGGAAGACUUAAAAGACACACAAUAGCUAGACAAUAACUUUUCCUCUCUCUGCCUCUUAAACAAGACUGAGCAGGGAACUUUUGUUCCCACCCAAAUCGUACUAAGAACAGUGCCACCUUGUGGCUGAGCUGUAUUAUGACACUAUCCACACAGCAGCUCGAAAAACAGUUGCAGCCGAUACGGCCAUCAUUUAUAUCCAUAGCAACACUGCCCAAAUACUCAGCACAGAAUUGGCAAGUGAGGGGAGUGGCAUCCUUUGCUAACCAACACUGCCUACUGAGGAAUCAGACUCCAGUCCUGAAUUGCAAAAUGUCUAUUACCUCACUGGGCUGUUCAUUUUCUCAGAAAUCAUUCUUAUGUCAUAUUCUGUUAUCAUGGUGAUAAGCCUCACAGAUGCUGAACUCCUGGGGCGAUAUAAUCAUCCCAAAUCCAUUUGUUUUGGUGCUAUUUAAAAUCUACUUUGUUAGCAGGGUGUGGGUGGAAUUGAAUCCCUUCCUUUUGAUUAUGAAAAUGCUCACCACAUCACUGAAAUUGCUGUGGCUUGGCAUGGAGAGUGCUGCUCUUUCACUCUUUAUCGAGCCCCUGACAGCACAUCCCAAAGAUGGUCUGAUUCUUUAGGACUGGUGAAUUGCAUGAGGUUUUAUCACUGCAUAAAAUACAGACAUCAGAAACAAGGGUGCAGUCCAGGAUGGAAUCAGUGAAGGCCAAAGGCGGCAUUUCCCCACCAACCUCACCAGUCUACCUUCUUUCUGACAACAAGACCAGGCCUACCAGCUUCCUCCUCUUUAGCCUUAGCAUCACCUCUUGUAGAACUCAGCAGGGAGGAGGAGAGGGACAAAGCAAGAAUUAGCUGGCUCUUCUUUUCAUUAGCUCUGGCGCCACCUACUGUUGGUCCUCCUGCCUUCUGCCCUUACAGUCCCAAUGAGCAACAGUCACCACUGUCAGGAAUACAACUCAGGUUUGCAGCUUUGUUUAGCAAGGAAGGUUCUCACCCUGAUUCUGGAAGGAAAGCAGGGAUUCAGAUUGAGCCAUUUUCCUACUGUUGCCAGCACUCUUAGCCCUCAAGUGUGUGACAUAAUAAAUAGAGAGUGGGAACACCUCCAACUGCAUGCAGAAGGCCUUCCCCCACUUCAUUUCAUAUACCACAGCAGCCCCCCGACAUUUAAGAUUAAGGGGCAGGACCUAAACAUUUAAGCAGCAAGGAGAGUGUGCCACACACACUCAUGCCAGCUUCCCUUUUCACUCCAUUCUUGCUCUGUGACCAGCGCUCCUCAUUAUGAAUGAGGCACACAACACAAAUGUUUACCUUGGUAAUUCCCUGCUGCACCAGUCCUUCAAGUGUAUUAGGCAUGCAGGGAUGUUAGGCUGUCAGCCAGGUCUGUUUCCCACUCAGUUUAGCAUGAAACAAUUGUGUAGAACAUUAGAUUGAAGAAAGUGGGGGCGGAUAGAGAGACAUGAUACGGUGUGCACAGCCCCCCUUGUUUCAUUCCUCAUACCAGCAAGCAAACCGCCUUUGCCCUCCCAAAUACAGCACACACACACACAGUUUGGGUUGGUAGCACAUUGUUUUCCGUUCCUUGCUCACAGCCACUCAUGCAAAUGCAAAUCUAUUUUAAUGAAGGGGGCUAAUAGACAGCAAUUAUGUCUCCAGCUAUUUUGUUGUUCCCCUGAAAUGAUUUCCUUCCUGGAUUUCCCCCUUCCUUCCUUCAGAGAUAGCUCCCAGCCGAUUCGCUCCUGGGAUGAGAGAAGCUGAGGUUUCAGUGCACAAAUGCUCCAACAAUUAGUUUCUCCAUCAGAGGCAACCUAUACUCCCUCCACGUGCAUUCACACAUGCGCCAAGAGUUACUGGGGGCACAUAAUUGCACUCAGGUUGCCUGACUGGUGGUUUUUUUCUCAUCUCAUUUGUUCCGCAGAGUUCCUUCAGGUGAAUUACUGCCAGCUAUGUUUCCUUGGACCCCUCAGCAUGCUGCUUUUCAUUCAUUUAAUUUGCUUGCAGCCCGCCUUUCCUCCAAUGAGCUCUCAGCAGUGUACAUGGUUCUCCAACACCUAUUUAUCCUCACCACAACCCUGUGAGGUAGGCUAAGCUGGCAGAUAGUGACUGGCUUCAUGAGAGCUUCAGGGCCAGGUGGAGAUUUGAACCUGGGGCACACACACACCCCAGUCCUAGUCCAGCACUCUAACCUCUGCCCCACACUGGCUGUCCGCAGAGGAACAGAGCGGAAGGGUUUGUAUGGCAGAAGCACUGGUGGGAGAGGAGAAUGUGUGCAUGCAAAGAUUGCACUGGAGUAGGAACACACUUGUUUCAUUUGUCCUAUCCCUUUAAGCCAAGAAUGCGGCCCUUGCAGCCCUCCAGGUGAUGCUGAACUAAGCCUGUGCAGCCAAUGGUCAGGGGCAAUAGAAGGGAUGCAGUACAACAAAAUCUGGAGAUCCACAGCUUCCCCACUGCUUCUAUAAGCCACAUAUUUUCAACUACCAAAAUUGAAGGCACCCGGUUCUCCUUACUCUGUUUGCUCUUUGCUCCCCUUAACAGGGAGGGGCCUGCAUCUCAGUGGCAGAGUUUGUACACAGGAAGAUCCCAGGUUCCACAUCUGACAUCUCCAGAAAUGGUCAUUAGGACUCCCAUCUGAAACCCUGGAGAGCCUUUUCACCUAGAUUAAAUAUGGAGAUGCUCAGGGGGGGUCAUAUGCAGGUCUCCAAACCUUCCAACAUCCCACAGGCUGCACCACUCGCCUGCCCUGCUCCAAGCCCUCCUUAAAUCACUCUGCUGGCUAGAAUGUGUCCUUGAACUCUGAGAAGACCUCUUGCUUGCCUAGGUGGAGGACACAGGAGGGAGUGGGAGUGUGUGCAGAACCUAGCCUACUGUAUAAAGGUGAAAUUCACAUUUGUUGCUCCACCCACUUUUGCCUCUGGCCCCGCCCACCACCAGCACAUGGUCCCCAGGAAUUUGCCCAGAAGGGAAGGUGGCUCUCAGGUUGAAAAUGGUCUUCCCCCCAAAAUCUGGAUAAUGCUGUCUCAAGGGGCCAAGGGUCUGAUUCGCAUCCUUCUUUGAUUCCUAAUCCCUUUUCUGUUCUCAGACACUCUCUAGAACAUUAUUUUUUUUACAUAUCAGCCAGAUGAAAAUCCUGCAACUUUCUCCUUUUUAACCUAGUGGUAGGGGCAUGACAAAACAUGGGCAAAACUUGUGCUGUUGCCACCCCCAUCCCCACAGAAAUCUCUCUCCGUGGUCAUUUUUAUACCAAAAAAUGGGGACAUAGAAUCAGCAUUGUAGAGUUAGAAGGAAACCCAAGGGUCAUCUAGUUUAACCUCCUGCAGUGCUAAAGAUGUUGAGGUUUGUGAGAAACUGCAGCUUUGAAGUGGACAAUUAGUGAGUUGGCAAGAUGCCAAGUAAAGCUAGGGUACGUGAGAAAGUCUGCUUGGAGAUAGUGAAGCCUAGCAACAGGUGGCGAUUGGCUAAAAGUUUUCCCUUAUAAGCAGCAUGACACAGUAGUUUGGAGUUGGAGUGUAGAGUUUGAAUCGAGUCUGUGUAUAUAGUAACUUGUACAAAAGCUGUGCUAUACUCUGCAUAUAAUAAAAGCAAAUACAAAUCAAGUUACUGUUCAGCAACGUAUGUUCCUGAGUCGUCAUCCUGGACUACACAGACUAAGCAGCCGGUAGCAGAGAGUUUUGGCUGAGAUCCAUCAACGAAAGAAUCCCGAACAAAUAGCCAGGCAGCUUCUGUUUAAAAGCCUUCAGUAGAACCCACCAGCUUUCCACUGUCAAACAGCUCUUGCUACCAGAAAAUUCUAAUGUUUAGUCAGAAUCUCGUUUCCUGUAAUUUGAAUAUAGUGGUUUGCGUCCUUCCUUCCGGAACAGCAGAAAACAAGCAUUCCCCCUUUGUAGGGGGUUGGACUAGAUAAGCCUUGGGAUCCCUCCCAACUCUGCAAUUCUAAGCUUGUGACAGACUUUCAGAUAUUUGAAGGUGGCUAUCGUAUGACCUCUCAGGGAUUGUUCAUGCUUCCGCUUGUGGCAUGCCUACAAAGCACGAGUCCAGGUGGUCAAAAUAACUUGAAUUGCUGUUUGCCCCAACUGAGCACUAAAGAGCAGUUUUCUCCAGUGGAAAGCAGUGGCACAAGAGGAAGUGGGGAUAAUCCCUCAGUCUUCUCUUCUCCAGGCUAAACUCCCUCCACUGUUCUCAUAAGGCUUGGUUGCCAGACCCUUGAUCAGGCAUAGGCAAACUCGGCCCUCUAAAUGUUUUCGGACUACAACUCCCAUGACCCAUAGCUAACAAGACCAGUCGUCAGGGAUGAUGGGAAUUGUAGUCCCAAAACAUAUGGAGGGCCGAGUUUGCCUAUGCCUGCUCUUGAUCAUCUUGGUCACCCUCUUCCUCACACAUUCCAGCUUGUCAGUAUCCUUAAACUGGACAGAGUGCUCCAGGGCAGGGGAGUCUGAUCAAGGCAGAAUAGUGUAGUCCUUUUCCUUCCCUGGACAUGCUUUUAUAAAGGGGUUGGUGAGGUGGUCUUAGUUCUUUCCCUGUUUCCCACUUUUGGAUGACUCCCCUCCCCCCCUACCCCUUCCUUCUCCUCUUGCAACAACAGCUUCCCAGUCUCCAAGGUAACGUCCCUUGCAGCUUGGGAUGAGAGAUAAAUUUGAUUCAGUUCACAUUUAAGGCCUAACUAAUCAAAUUCCCACUUUCCAAAACAAUAGAACUGAAUCCCCAGCCGGCCUUCAAAAUUUGCACUGGUCCGAAUUUUGCGGUGCAGUUCACUGCAACCAAACAAAAUUCAUAGAUCUGGGAAAGUUAGCAGGGGAAAGUGAGCAUGCCAAGGGAAGAUACCAGUGAAACUGACAUACAAAAUUGCAUCGUAUUAGGAGAAAUUGCUAGCAAAUAAUGGAUUGUAUACAAAAAUGUACUUAUAAGAAGAAAUUUGCACUAAAAUGUUGAAGAAUUUUAUGGGGAUUAAAAAAUAAUAACAAUCACAAAUUGCUCACAAAUGUGAAGAACCAAAUUUACUAUUAGAAGAAGGAGAAACUGGGAGAACCAAAAGGGACAGAUUCAUUCAUCCCUUCUUGCAACACGCCCAGGCAGGCUAGCCCUUUUCCAGUGAGUGGGCUGGAUUGGCAGUAUACAGUGGUACCUUGGGUUACAUACGCUUCAGGUUACAAACUCCGCUAACCCAGAAAUAGUACCUUGGGUUAAGAACUUUGCUUCAGGGUGAUAACAGAAAUUGUGCUUCGGCGGCGCGGCAGCAGCGGGAGGCCCCAUUAGCUAAAGUGGCGCUUCAGGUUAAGAACAGUUUCAGGUUAAGAACGGACCUCCGGAAUGAAUUAAGUACUUAACCCGAGGUACCACUGUACUGGAAAACCACAUCAACUGCAAAUGCAACAUGCCAGGUGGGUGGGUGUGAUAUUUGAAACUUCAGGAAAUUUACAUCAGAAAACUUGUGUGGAAGUUGCAUUCCUGGGGCUGAAAAUCUUUUUUUUUUCCCCCUCCCCUGGGAGCAGAAAACAUGCAACUGAUUGCUAAACUAAAAUUCUGUGGUUGGAUGUUAGAGGAAGGAGAAAUAUCCUGAGGAGUAGUGUUGAUCCUUUAAUGAGAUUAAUUAGUCAUAGAAAUAUUAACACAGCCACAUGGCAUUUAUCAGAGAUAAAUCUGCAAAGAAGCCGAAUAGCACACACAAAAAUCAAAAGACGCUGGAUCAGAACUGGGUUGGGGAAGCGGUAAUCUUUUGCAGUCUUUUUAGCCUGAGCUGCAGCUUGGGUGGAAGGACCCACUUGCAUUGUGCAGGAGCACCCUCUUCUGGCUCCCAGCAAAUCACCUGCCAAUUUGAAUCAUAGAAUCAUAGAGUUGGAAGAGACCACAAGGGCCAUCGAGUCCAACCCCCUGCCAAGCAGGAAACACCAUCAGAGCACUCCUGACAUAUGGUUGUCAAGCCUCUGCUUAAAGACCUCCAAAGAAGGAGACUCCACCACACUCCUUGGCAGCAAAUUCCACUGUCAAACAGCUCUUACUGUCAGGAAGUUCUUCCUAAUGUUUAGGUGGAAUCUUCUUUCUUGUAGUUUGGAUCCAUUGCUCCGUGUCCGCUUCUCCGGAGCAGAGAAAACAACCUUUCUCCCUCCUCUUUGUGACAUCCUUUUAUAUAUUUGAACAUGGCUAUCAUAUCACCCCUUAACCUCCUCUUCUCCAGGCUAAACAUGCCCAGCUCCCUUAGCCGUUCCUCAUAUGGCAUCGUUUCCAGGCCUUUGACCAUUUUGGUUGCCCUCCUCUGGACACGUUCCAGUUUGUCAGUGUCCUUCUUGAACUGUGGUGCCCAGAACUGGACACAGUACUCCAGGUUACGCUUUGAAGGAAGAAGGGGAAGAUUCUUAGGCUGCGUACACACCAUACAUUUAAAGCACAUGACUUCUCCCAAUAAUUGUUGGAACUCUCAUUUGUUAAGUGUGCUGGGAAUUGUAGCUCUGUGAGCGGUAAACUACAAUUCCCAUGGUUUUGGGGGGGUUUUUUUAAAGAGAAGCCUUAUGCUUUAAAUGUAUCGUUUGUAUGCAGCCUUAUAGACCCCUUCCUGGGAUCUUGUGCAGCCCGAGGCAAACAAAAUCCAAAAGGCACUUGUCCAAGGGAAAUAAUAAGAACGAGAAGAAGAAUCAAUUUGUUGUCCCGGGUGGCGCUGUGGGUUAAACCACAGAGCCUAGGACUUGCCGAUCAGAAGGUCGGCGGUUCAAAUCCCCGUGACGGGGUGAGCUCCCAUUGCUCGGUCCCUGCUCCUGCCAACCUAGCAGUUCAAAAGCACAUCAAAAGUGCAAGUAGAUAAAUAGGUACCACUCCGGCGGGAAGGUAAACGGUGUUUCCAUGUGCUGCUCUGGUUUGCCAGAAGUAGCUUAGUCAUGCUGGCCACAUGACCCGGAAGCUGUCUGCGGACAAACGCUGGCUCCCUCGGCCUAUAGAGUGAGAUGAGCGCACAACCCCAGAGUCGGCCACGACUGGACCUAAUGGUCAGGGGUACCUUUACCUAGUAGAAUCCAAAUUUAUUUGCAAGAGACAGCCAGCUCAGUUUAGCUCAGCAAGGGCCAGCCCUGCAAUCUCACCCUCUAUAGCUCUCUCUACCCACUAUAGCCUAUAGCUCUCAUCAGGAAGGAGUUCUGUGCUGCUCUCAGUUGCAUGGUCUAUGCCUCCGUGGUAGAGCAUCUGCUUCGCAAGCAGGAUGUCCCAUGUUCAAUCUCUGACAUCUCCAGGUAGAACUGGGAGAGUCCCCUGCUACAAAACCCUGGAAAGCUGCUGCCAGUCAGUGUAGGCAAGACUAAGAAAGAUGGAACAAUGGUCUGACUCAGAAGAAGGCCCAUGUUCCUGUCUGUAUGGGAUUGUGAGCUCUAUCCUGUGUAUGCGAGGGGCAGGUGGAGGAAUGCAACACUAUGUCACUCCCCGUUUUCCUCUGCUUCUGCCCUUUCCACAGGACCACCUAUAAUCUCCAGCACCCAGACGCAGCACGCUCUUCACGGGGAGAAAGGCCAGAUCAAAUGCUUCAUCCGCAGCACGCCCCCACCAGACCGAAUUGUAAGUAGGCACCUCCCUGAGCAUCGUAAAUAGCAGCCAGAGCCCAAGGGAAAUGAAUCAUUCAUUUAUAUUCCGCCCUUCAAAAGAAAUUGUUUAGGACAGCUUAUGUUGCAUUAUAUUAAAACAGCACAAUCAAAGCACAAAUCAAAGGGCAUGUGCUGGACAGCAACUCCCAUCAGCCUCGGCCAGCAAAGCCAAUGGUCAGGAAUGGUGGGAGAUGGUGUUCAACAGCCCCUAGAGGGUGCCAUGUUGCAGAAGGUCGCUCUUCAGCCAGGAAGGUUCCAACAAUGGACUUCCUGCAUUUGUGAGCUCCAUCCAGCAGAAAAUUAUAAGGUAAGGGAUAAUGUGGAAGGCAUCUUCCACUUCUUGGAGGAUUGUUUGGCACCUUGGGGAACUGAAACCCAAACCGUCUACGUUGCUUUUUUUUGGUUUUUGCUGGUACAACUUCAUGAGGAUGAAUGGCGCUCUAGAACAAGGGUAGCCAAGGUCUCGUGGAACUGCAGGUUCCAUCUUCCUUGACCAUUGGCCAUGCUGGGUGAGGCUGAUGGGAACUGUAGUUCAACAACAUCCGAAGGCACAGGAGGCCACCUUCUUGCAGACGCUACACAGGUCUGGGUCUGGGCAGCGCCUGCCUGCGUGACCACCUGAGCACUCUAUGUAUGCUGCCUUGGGUUCCAUGGUGGAAGUCAGAGUAUAAAUGUAUGAAAACAAGUAAACAAAUAAAUAAAACAGCAGAUAAAACCAGCAUAAAAAGCAAUGCAUAUUUACAAGCAUAUGCUUCCCUUUUUUUUGCUGCAGUAAGGAUUUCUUCUGAUUUGCCUAUUUUUUUAAAAGGGAGGGGAGAUAACUUAGGUUAAUUUCUAAUAAUUUAUUUCUAAUAACUGUCUGUGUUACUAAUUAUGUUUUUGUUAAAUUCUCAUAUUACUCAUUUGUGUUUUUAAUGAUUUUCUAAUACUCUUCAGGCUACCAGUAUUCUGUGUUCUCACUCUCAGCUUUAUAUCUUACCAUGUACUGCUGUAUCUUAGGGAGGGGGGAAUUAUUUUUUUUAAUUUUUGUUAUUUUCCAAUGGUUACUAUCCAAGGUGGCUAUAUUCUUCACUGCUGGAGGCAGUAUGCCUUCAAAUACCAGUUGGUGGGAAUCACAAGUGAGGCAAGUUCUGCUGAACUCAGGAUCUGCUCGCAGCCUUCUCAUGGGCAACUGGAUGGCCACUGCAAGAGCAGAGUGCCAGACUGAAUAAGCCUUUGGCCUGAUCCAGCAGAUAAUAAAUAAAUAAAAUCACUGCAGAUUCAGGGCUAUUUUUUUUCCUCAGCCUUGGAAUGUGUGUGUGUUUGUGUGUACAAGAAAAAUAACCUGGUAGGCAGUAGACAGGUCUAUAGCUGAGGAGCCACCACUGAGAAGGCUCCUUCCCCAGAUCACCACUUAGCACACCUCCCUCAGUGGGGCAACCAGGAAAGAGUCUUCAUCUCUCACCUUUGCGUAUGAACAUACUGAUUCGGAUAAGUAAAAACUGCUCACAGAGCAUGCCAGAACCCACCCCUAAAUCACUUUUGCAUAUCAGAUUUCUAUGUUCCUAUUCGUUAGUAAAAGGCAAAAACUUGAUAAAUAAUUUCUAGCACGAGAGAACAUUACCGAGGGUGGCUAAUCCCCGCUUGCUUUGAUGCGCAGGCCUGGUCCUGGAAGGAGAACGUCCUGGAGUCAGGUACCUCAGGGCGUUACACGGUAGAGACCGUCAGCACGGAUGAAGGCGUAAUCUCCACAUUAACCAUCAGCAACAUCGUGCGGGCUGACUUCCAGACCAUUUACAACUGCACUGCCUGGAACAGUUUUGGUUCAGACACCGAGAUCAUACGCCUGAAAGAACAAGGUGGGAACUGCUAUCACGGCAUUCAUGUUUGGAAGGGAAAGAGCCGCUUGCUGAAAUGGAGAGAAGGGGUUGGAAGGUGUGUAAAUGUCAAAUAGGAUGUAAGACCAGUGUGGCUUGGACUUAUAGCUGGGUAAGGAUAAGGAACCACAUGAUGUGGUCCUCUCUUGCGAUCUUGACCUUCAGACAUUACAGGAGUGGCACAGGAAGCAGGUAUGAAAGCAACUCCAGUGCAGCUGAGAUCUAUCAGGCAGAGGCCUUAGAAAGAGACAGCAAAGAAUGGUAAGGAGGGUAUGAGUGCUCACGUCAAGCAGUGAGGCACUUUGUUGAAGAGCAGCAACAUGAGAAACCUUCUGUGAUCCUCGCACCAUUUGAAAAUGUUGCACAACUCUAAGUGGUGUUAACCUCAAUCCAAGUUUAUUUCUGCUGCUUCCUUUCUGAAGCAAAGGUACCAGUCUUAGAAACUUAACCAGGAUUAGCUUAAUUUCGAAUUCCCUGCUGCAUUGGCUUGUCCCUAAACCCUGCAGUUUGUGGUUAGCACCUCCACAACACUGAAACAAUCACUUCCUGAGUAUGUGCAUUGGGGUUUUUUUCCAGACAAGCCACCCUUUCUUUGAUUGAAAAGAAAUUACCUGGGCUUUGAAGCUGCUAAUUUGUGGUCUGCAGUGGGUACACCUUCAAUUGAGGAUAGUCUAGGGUCAAUAACAUGGUGCCUUCCAGAUGUUGUUGGACUACAACCUCCAUCACCCUUGACUAUGCUAUAUGAGGCUUUAUGGGAGUUUGGAUCCAAUAACAUCUGGAAGGCACCAUGUUGGCUCCCCAUGCAAUAGCUUGUUCUGACUGGCAGCAACACAAGCAAUCACAACUAGGCAGAGCUCUUCCACUUCUAAUUAUAUAUGCAGACACAAGACUGCGUUACAGAUAACCUGCUGCCAGUUCUCCAAACCAAGGAACAAGUGGCAGAUCUGAGCACUCCCUGCCUCCCUCACUUGGCUUGGUAGAGCAUUUCCUCAAACUGUACCUGCCAAACUGUGGUUUGUGCAAUCCCAUUCAAACAAAGUUUGCACAGAUCACGCAAGCCACAGUUUGCUGGUAAGGACAACAUGGCAAACUAAGGUUUGAGGAAACGAGGAAGUGUUUUGGAGAAAAGAGAGGAAGGAGCACUCAUUACAGUCUCUCAUUCUCAACCACAAUCAUCUGGAGGAUCAGGAAUGCGAUAUCUGAAUGAGGGAGCAGGUGAAGGAAGGAAAUGCAUGGCGUGCAGCAACCACUGCACUUUGUGCAAUUUGUGAACAAGUAGACUAUCUUCACCUCUCAGCUGCUAUCGUCUAUUACUCCUUUUUUUUAAUACUUUCUCCCAAAUUCAGCAGUAGCACUGGGGGAAAGGGGAAGAACCAUUCCCCCUUCAGCCUUGAAAGGUUAUUUUGGUUGGAAGUAAACAAGCCUUUAAAGUAUUUCAUCCAGCCUAAUGUCUCCUGUUGCAAAAAAUGAAAAGAAAAAAGUAAACCCAAACCAUGUUAAUUCCUCUGUCCUUUGGCACAUUACACAGUUACAGUCCAAGCUCAGAUCUGUAACCAGUGUCUGGGAAGGGACGGCUGCAAGGUUUAAUGCUGUCAUGCAAGAAAAAUGGAGCAGAGUGGGAGGAACUAGUUCAGCAGAAGCCAAAUGAAGAGUAAAAUGACUAAGAAGUUCCAAGUUGCUGCCAUUGCAUCCCACUGUUUUGUGCUGUCAUGAGCAUGUCAUAGCGAUGGGAUGUCACUCUUAGCAUAGCUGCUUUAAUGAGUACCCUGCUUAGCUGUUUAUUAAAGCGUUAAGCUGAGUCGCCCAACAGUAAGUUUAACCACUGAAAAAGAGAGGACCUCCCUCUUAACAGGGGCAGAAAUUGUUUCACAUAGAAGGGCUUCAGGGCUUUGGGGUUAUGAUUUAGGGCUGAACGUAUUUCAGCUUUGCUUUUUGGCUUGAAAAUAGUUGUUUGGGACAUACCUUAUCCUGUCUUUUUCAUGAAUGUUCACUACUAUUUGCAGUCACUUUCUCCCACUUUGCUGCUGCUUUCGUGGCCAUUCCCUCCCUGCAUUUCAUCCCCCUCUCAAGUGAUCCCAAGCAAUCAGGGAUCAUGUACUGGAUGUGAUAACAUCACGACCCUGUAUAGCCAAUCAGACUUUGGUUGAUGUCCCUAGGGGCAAAUGAAGCCUAUUUAGUGUGAGAGUAACCAACAUUUCCCCAAAGCACGGUCCCUUUGACUAAAACCCUGGUUAUGUUCCCCUCCUCAAGAGGGCGUAGAGGCUGGAAGAGUCCCAGAGGGAAAGCUGGACCUUCAUCUGGAGGCCCUCGAGUUACAUCCUUCUGCGUUAAAUGCUAGGGCAGACUGGUAGAUUGCUCUCAUCAAGCUCUGAUUUAUAGGCAAGGCUGCCAUCCAAAUUAAAUUGGAACUAAAUGAACUUCUUAAAAUUAGCCUUGGGUUCUAUCCAGGGCAGAUCAACUCCCUGGUUUGUUUUCCUGCCUCCUGCCUAAGCACAGAAAUGUGUCUGGGUUAGCAGAUGUUUCUGUGUUGUGGAGGGAGUGGCUCCCGCCAAGCAGCUCUACACGGGGUUCUCGGCCGAUCACAAUGCAGAAAAGCACAAUUAAAGACCGUUUGACUCAGGGUCAUUGUUCCAGGUGCCUCAUAAAGAAAAGGGUGACUGCCAAGUGCCCGCCAGCAGAGUAGGGCUCUCCAUUGCAGAGGAGCUCUGCUGGAAAAGGGGGGAAAUUAAUCCUGGGAUGAAAACCUGCAAGUGCUGCAUCACUGACAAUUAACACAAUAUCAACAUUGAUUUUUAAGGACAGAACCGAUAAGAGAGUAGACAAGAGACCUUAUCAACUGCCUCUCUAAUAGUCAAUCCAAUCAUCCAGAUAAAAGCAUAUGGUACAGACCAGCCAGGACUGUACCUUUUGAGAAUGCAAGAGGGGCAAUGCAUGUUUAGAUAUGCCCCUGUGUUUAAAAAGCAUGACUGAAGGCAGAAGGCAAGUGAGUCAGGGAGAAGGCUGGGUUAAAAACACUUCCCCCUGAUAUGCUAACAUUCCAUGUGCAGGGAGUCCUUUGUUUGUUUUCAACAUGGGGCUCUGAAGAGGGGCAAUCCUAGGUGCCAGACUACGCUGCCAAGUCCCCACAGUGAUUUCCACCAAAGGACAUAUAUGAAACUCUCUUGGCUAGAAACUUGCCCGGCCUCCAGUGGCUACAUUGCAAUGGAGAACUUUAAAUACCCCUGAGCAGCUGCCCUUGGAAUUGGUGGGUGAGGAACUCCCAUAUACAUCGUAUGAUUUAAAAAGAAGAAACUGGCAAAAGUUUUAAAUAGAAAUAACUGCACAGUUGGGAUUUGGCAAGGCUGUAGACACUUGCUUUAUUUUCAAACAGGUACGGAAAUGAAAUCAGGAGCUGGUAUGGAAGCAGGUAUGGAAUCAUGAGUGAAGGUGACUAUAUGACUGGCCCCGGAGCUAUGUUCUAUAACCACCACCACCCCAACCAAACAAUGAAGCUGUAUCCAUCUAGGUUAUCCCUCCCCUGAAAAGGAGGCUUGUGGGAGGUAAAACGACUCAUUAGGAAGGGAGAAUGAUUUGAGUGAAACACCAUCUUGGUUUUCAAAUUCCAUUGAAAUGGCUUUUUGGUGCCUUCCGAGCUCAGGUCUUCCUAUUUUUCUAAACGGGAUCGUGAUAAAAUUAACACUCUUGCUGCUUUGAUGGAGGGGGAAAUGGCAACACAUUAGGAAGAGAAAGUAUCCAUAGAUCUAAAGCUGGAAAAUGCCCAUGUCUUUGCUAAUCCAGCUGUGUAGCAAUCUGACAUAUAUUUGCCCAUGACCCCUAAACCCUUUCAUGCUGGUGCCCUAAAAUUGCCGGUUGCACUCUAGAACUGGAUUUCAGUCCUAUGUUCAGCAACCAGUAGCAAAGUCAAAUUCCUGGUAUAGCCUAUUCCUUAUCCCACAAUGAAUAAAUUAGCAAUGGUCAUCUUAGAAAAAGACACUAAUUGUUGUGGUCCAGGGAAAGGUUUUGGGAGCCCAUCAAUCUUAGAAGCAGUUUAUUGCUGACUCCAUUCCAAAUCCAUCCAGUCUCUAAGUGCCUCCCACAAGGCCUUGAUUGGACACCCAAGGGAAAUGAAGGUGGCCAUGUUCUUUAGUCAGUUCCAUUGCAUGGUUUAUUUGGCUAACUUAAGCUUCUCAUUUCCCAGAAUUUCAGUAUAUGCGGCAAUUAUCUCCAUCUGGCUGACCCUACCGCACUGUACACAGCACACUCUGGACAUUUGGGUUGCAUCCAGCUAAGUUCUGCUCAGAGUAGACCCACUGAAAUGAAUGAACCUAAGUUUGUUUUGUCUAUUAACUUCAGUGGGCCUACUCUGAGUAGGCCUAGCAUUGGUCACAAACCAUUGUCUCUAUCAUGCACCAUCUUUCUUUAUGGCUCUUAUUUCCAUUCACAUUUGUCAACCUAGGACUCAACCCUGUCACCAUCAGCAUCUUCUCACUUGCCUCUGGAUCUCUCUGUGUGUUCCUCUGAUGUUUUGGAGCUAGCAGCAUGUUGCCCAUGCCAACUCAUCCCUGGUCAGUAGGCCUUCCUUGCUUCUUUAGAAUGGACAAGGAAUUGCAAAGGGUUUGUCAAAGGGUUGUAUCCAACCAAAUCCUACUUAGAGUAGAUCCACUGAGAUAAAUGAACCUUAGCUAGCUAUCCCUGUACUGUUGGUCUACUCUGAGUAGAACUACCAUUGGAUGCAACCCAAUACCUUUUCAACAUGGUGAACUUUCACCCUCAGCUUUGCCUUGAAUUAAAUAUUUGCAUCCAGGUGGGUGCAGCCUUCUUUCAGGCCCCCUCCAGUGCCAUUUGCACCCUACUUUGUCCCUCCCCAAUAUAGACCAGCCCACUGAUAUCUGUGUAUUGCUGAUGAACAACUUCAUUGCAGUGAUCUUCUGAGACCCAUGAACUGCCCCAUGUCCACCUGGGAACACCCAUUGUUGUGCACUCUUGUCUAUCUAUCUGUUCCCAAAAUAAAAGAUGAGGGCCAAUGCUAUAAAUGUGUGAAAGGCAAAAUCUUAAUUGCUCAGGUUCUUUAAGCAAAUCUCUGGCUUGUUGUUGUUGUUGCUGCUGCUGCUGCCAUUAUUAUUAAGCAGUAUUGAUCUAGAUGCAAUUUUGGUGGGGUGUUUGCUUGACAGUAAAUGGCUAGAGAUGCAAUCCCUGGCAUUUCUGCUUAAAGGAUCUCAAUUAACAAAGAUGUGGGAAAUUUCUGCCUGAGACCAGAAAUCUACUGCCAGUCCGCCCACUGGGACUGGUAGGCCAGGAAGAAGAGAGGCAAACAGUAGGCAGAGGCAGAGCCAACCAACUCUCAUUUUGUCCCCCUCUCCCCACUGAGUUCUGCGAGGGCAACUCUGAGACUAAGGAUGAACAAAUGGGUAGGCAUUUCUGCCCGCGACUGAUUGUAAGAAGCCAGGUGGGUGGGAGCUGGCUGAGGGCAGGCUGAGGUUAGUGGGGCAAUCCGAUGUUUGCCUGAAUGUACCAGCCUCCACCACAGUCACAAUAAAUGGAACUGGAAUAGAUAAACCAAUGGUUUGGCUCUAUAAGGCAAGGACCUUUUGUUACUGUUGUCAUCUAUUUGGCAGCGCUGUGGGUUAAACCACAGAGCCUAGGACUUGCCGAUCAGAAGGUCGGCGGUUCGAAUCCCUGCGACAGGGUGAGCUCCCAUUGCUUGGUCUCUGCUCCUGCCCACCUAGCAGUUCAAAAGCACAUCAAAGUGCAAGUAGAUAAAUAGGUACUGCUCCGGUGGGAAGGUAAACGGCGUUUCUGUGCUCUGCUCUGGUUCUCCAGAAGCAGCUUAGUUAUGCUGGCCACAUGACCCAGAAGCUGUAUGCUGGCUCCCUCGGCCAAUAAAGCGAGAUGAGCGCCACAACCCAGAGUCAGCCACGACUGGACCUAAUGGUCAGGGGUCCCUUUACCUUUACUUAUAUGCAAACAGAGGAUUCAGAUCCAGGUUAGAGUAGACCCAGGACUCACUGAAGACCCUUUAAUUUCAACGGGUCUACUCCUAGUGUGACUAGCCCAUCUGGAUCCAGCCCAAGGAGCCAACACACACACACACAGAGGAAGAAAUCAUGCACUCUAUAAUCUUAAGGGCUGGGUAGUGGCUCCAUGUAAGCAAAUCUGCACACCACUGUCAGUUCAGAGCUUUAGCACAGGGGACAGGAAAUUGACACAGCAGGUAAGUUCCAUGCCUGCUGCCAGAAACAUGAAUUGUGUGAUGUAGAUUGUACAGGCGCCAUCUCACAUGCACCCCCAGCUGCAGUGUGGGCAGGCAGGGACAAGCGAGGGCCAAAUGCUGUACUAUUUGUGCUCCUGCUCCCUGUUGAGACUUAACACAGCAUGGGGCAUUUUAAUAGGAAUGGCUGCUGUCAUGCCGCUGCAAUAACUAAUCACACAUUCUUACAUUGGGAAGGAGGGGAGUCGGCUUCGAUUGCAAGGGAAAGCAGGUUUCAAACUCAAUUUAGUGUUGUCAAAUUCAAAAAUUAGGCCUGUGGCAUUGCAGAACUUCAAGCUCCAUAUAGCAUACAGCUUGGACCCAGAUAAUGAAAUCUUUCAUUGCAAUACCUUCCUUGCCAAUAGGGGAUAAAUAGCAAGAGCACACCCAGAGACACCAGCAGUAGGGGUUUUUUCAAUAAUAAUAAUAAUAAAAUCCGAUUGGAAAGAAGCCCUCAGAGAAAAAGACAGUGUGCAAUGAUAUUGUAGGACUUCAUAUAUUCACUCUGUCUUAAUGAUUCCACAAUAAAUUGGCUCAGUUUGCACUGAGGGUGAAGGAAUGGUUGGGGCGUGUUCCCCCUCCCCCCAGUCUCCCUUGGACUCCAGCUGGGCUCUAAAAUGUCCAGCUGGGAUAAUUCUCUCUAUCCCCAUGAGCAGUAAUGAUAAACCCAUGCAUGGAUUUGAACUACAAAUCCAGUAACUGGGAAUGGGGAGCUGGGCAAGAGAGGGCAAGCCCUUAUAUACUGUUGGGCCUCUUCCUCUGUUAACCGAAACAAUAGGAGAAAUUAACCUAAGGUUAGGAAUGGGAGAGAAUGUUAAUUCAUUUAAUGGCAAACCUCCCUAAUUUGCAAUUUCUGAAACAAUUCACCAAACAAAACAUAGACCUCUACAGAAAUUCUCACUUCUCUGGGUUUGCCAAUGCAGUUUUCCAGCCAAGAAAUACGUACGAAAAUUGCAUAUACUAAAGUGCCCAUAUAAAUGCAUAUAGACAUGAAAAGAACAUGCAAAGAUGUGUUAUAUUAGGGAGCUUUUUUUGCAAAAAAAGUGUAUAUUAGGCAAAACAGCAUGUAAUAUGUAUAGACUGGCAUAGAUUCUCCUUAAAAUGCUGGUGAAUUUUCAUGCGGAUGUGUUCUAAAAGAAAAUGCAAACUGAUGUAGAGAACUGAACUUAAGACUGGAAAAAUAAGAAAUUGAGAGAAACCAAAACUGACAGAUGCACCCAUCCUUGCCCAAGAUCUAAGAGGAUCUAUCCUUUGCCUGUAGCUGCCAGUCCCUUUCCAUUAUCAGCUCAAAUGAAAGAUAGAGUUUUACAAAACAGCCAUCAUCUUGUGCUAUACUUUUACAUCCUUUAUUUCAACAAAGACAUCCAGCUUACAUGCCACUUGCAAAUGUUGGUGGUCUUGCCACUGUGUCCUCCUUAACAAUAUUUGCCCCCCUACCUCUAUGUGAACAGUUUUGAGACCUACCCCUCACAACAGUUAGCAGACAGAAUUCUUACCCUUUUUUUGAUAGGUAUAUGUCAGGGUGGCGCUGUGGGUUAAACCACAGAGACUAGGGCUUGCCGAUCAGAAGGUCGGCGGUUCGAAUCCCCGCAACGGGGUGAGCUCCCGUUGUCCGGUCCCAGCUCCUGCCCACCUAGCAGUUCGAAAGCACACCAGUGCAAGUAGAUAAAUAGGUACCGCUCUGGCGGGAAGGUAAACGGUGUUUCCGUGCGCUGCUCUGGUUCACCAGAAGCGGCUGAGUCAUGCUGGCCACAUGACCCGGAAGCUGUACACUGGCUCCCUCGGCCAAUAAAGCGAGAUGAGCGCCGCAACCCCAGAGUCGGUCACGACUGGACCUAAUGGUCAGGGGUCCCUUUAUCUUUAUCCUUUUUAUAUGUCAGGGUUGGUGAACCCGUAGCCUUCUGGACGUUACUGGACUUCAACUAAAUCCUGGCAGGUGCGGCCAAAGGUCAGGAAUUAUGGCCGUUGGAAUCUAGCAACAUCUGGAGGCCCAGAAGUCCCCCAGAUCUGGUACAUAGCAUCUAUGAGGUUGUUUUUCUCUUCCUUCCUGGUAUAUACAACAGCAGCCUUUUCAGUAUAUGCAAUCCACAUAAUAAUGGAUUGUGAGUCUUCCAAACAGAAAGCAAUUCUAUACAUUUGGGCUGACUGCAGAAACAAUUUUCCCCUCUACCUACUGAUUCAUCACACGGUCAUUCAAUUUCAGGGCAUCAUCCUCUUUAUUAUUUAAAAAACGUGUUUAGUUCAGGCAACUUUUCCCCUGAGGUAAAAGCAACAAUUACAGGGUACUGAUUGGGAUCAGUACUGCAGCAUGUGGAGAAAGGGGUUUAAACCUUUACUCCAUACCUACAGCAGUUUUCCACUUAAAAUGUGCCCCUCCCAGCUACUGUUUGCCACCAGAGGCAGUGGGGUAGCUAUGGGGGGUAGGGGGUGCCAUUAUUAUUAUUAUUAUUAUUAUUAUUAUUAUUAUUUAUACCCCGCCCAUCUGGCUGGGUUUUCCCAGCCACUCUGGGUGGCUUCCAACACAAUAUUAAAAUACAGUAAUGCCUCAAACAUUAAAAGCUUCCCUAAACAGGGCUGCCUUCAGAUGUCAUCUAAAAGUCUGGUAGUUGUUGUUUGGAGUAUGGGCCCACUCCCAGGCCCAAGAUGGAAAAUGGGCUUCAAGGAUCUGAGGGCAAUGAAACAAUCGCUGAGAUGGCUAGAGCGCCGGUGGCGGAUAACUCAUUCUGAAUCUGACCAGACACGGGUUAGAGCUCAAUGUCGAGCCUACCAAGUGGCGAAAGUGAUGGCAAAGAAGACCUUCUUCACCUCUAUUGCAUCUGCGGAAAACAGCAGCAUGAGAUUCUUUCAGGUGGUUUGCAAUUUAGCAGAACCACCUGCUCCAUCAGGGCCCAGUACGGGCCACAUGAUCUCCUGCAAUGAUUUUGCAAAGUUUUUUUGCAUAUAAAGUCGCUCAGAUUUGGGAAGAGGUAGACUUCACUGUGGGAGCAGGACCGGGGCGGGGGAGUGCUAGAGCCCUGUUUAGUCAGGUUGCAUGGGAUCAGUUCCAAUCUGUUACCCCCAAAGAUGUGGACAGGCUGCUUGGACGAGUGAAACCAACCACUUUUCUCCUUGAUCCUUGCCCAUCCUGGCUUAUAAAAGCUAGCCGGAAAGCCUUUAGAGAGACACCCCUGAGGCUCCCAGCCUGUACGCAAAAGUGUAUGUGUGGGUGUGCCACACUGGGUCUUUGACCUGGGUGAAAUAAAGCCUAGGUUGCUCCUGCCAGGGGUACCGUUUGUUGUAAACACAAAACCCCAGUGGAGAAAACUGCCAAGUCAAUCAGAACCAGACAGUCUUGUGAAAAAACAACAGCUAAGUACACAACAGAAAACAGGUAUUGUGAAAGGAAACAAGAAACACAUGCGCACAGAACAGAACAGCAAUUUCACAGACUCCCUUUCUUAAAUAUUCCAUUUCUUCCCCCUCUAAUUUAAGUGGGAUCUGCCAAAACCAAUGAAGAUCCUCUUUUGGCAGUUAGCACAUUCUGUGGCUGUGUGGUACAACACCAAAGUGUUCAAGGCAGAAACUAAUUGGAAUAAAGAGCACCGUUUGCUGUAAAAGUCAAGCAAAACUGUGCUGUAGUGGAAAAUGUCAUUUCAAUAAGAGAAUAGCUGGGGCUUAAACUCCUUCAUCCUUGCAAUGGUGAUUAAAAUAAAUAAACCUCAUUGAUAAAAUGUUUUCCCUAAAGCAUAAAAAGCAGGUCGGUUUUUGCAAACUGAGAAGUAGUGGAUUGAAGAAGCUUAAGCCAACAACACACUGGCGGUAAAGUAGGUUAGCAUGAAGUUCAGGUCGCUUCUGCAUUCUUUGCAGCACCUCGCACAGUGUAUAUAGUAUACACUAUAUACAGGUAGCAUUCUACCUGAUUCCCUUCAUCCACUACAUCUUGAACACAGCAUCCCUUCAUGUUAAUCCACAUCCCUUCUGCUGUUCUAGCCUGAACCAAGUUCUGUUGGAUGCAUCAGGGCGGGUUUAGUGUCCAGUUCUGCCAAAUUGUAAUAAAAAUGGCUAAAAUCUGUCAUACAUUAAAACCACAAGCAAUGUGAAACAAUUCAGCAUAAAAAUGGGAGACAGAAUUUCAAGCCACACUAAGCUCUUAUCCACUCCACCUGAAGCUUAAAACUAAGUGCCAAGCAAUCAGACAUAUCUAGGAAGGGAAUUCUACAACCUGGGUGCCACAGUGGAAAAGGCCCUGCCUUGCAUCCAACCAAUUGUGCUUCUAAAAGUGGUGGGAUACGUGCUGUGUCAAAAAAAUACUUCCUGCAUUUCCCCCCGUCCCAGUUAUUAUCCAUCAAUUAAUGAGAUAAGAAAUUGCAUUCAAAAUUUUACCUAAGGCAUGAUAAAAUUUCAGUGAAAUUCUUAUGAGUGGGGUGCAGGAUUUCAUAUGUACUUGCCUUGCUUUUGAGGUAGCCAACUGUUAUUUGGGAAUGUCCUUCCUUCCAUUCUACAAAUCAUCUCACCAGUGAUCUGCACAUUGCAGCCUCCCCAGGUGCCCAUGCCCCAGUCAAAACUCAUCAUGCAGUAGCUCUACCCAUGAAGUGUUUGAGAUCAGGAGGCAUGGGCAGUCAGGGAGGCUGCACAAUGCUGGAGAACUGCUUGCUAGAAAUAAAAAGCACAUCCACCACCCUUGACCAUAUGGAAGGAAACAGACCUUCAAAUAUUUGGAUCUCAAACCAAAGCUUUCGUCAGCUACCUGGCCAAGGCCAGCCAGUGAGCUUUGGGACUGAAUGGGGAUUUGAACCCAGGUCUCGUCAGUUUUCAUCCAAUGCUCUAGUCACCAUAAGCACACUGGACCACACAAUGAACAGUUUGAUUUGGGAUGGUGAUUGUGUUUUGACUUACAUGCUAAUGAACAACCAAGCCAUAACAUCGAAACUGUGCACUGACUGAUUGCUGAUUGGAGUGGGAAAAGCUUCAGUGCUAGAUAAUUCUGCCGCACUACUCCAGCUUCCAGAGAAAGUGCUAAAAAAAGCAAACCCACCUCUCCUUCAAGAUAGAUUCCGAUGACAAUUUGUUUCCUAUCUGUUUACACUGCUUUUCAAUUAUCUAACUUACAAAGGGGAUUACACAACAUACAGUAUUUUUUAAAAAAACUAAGCACAAUCUAUUAAGAGCAACAAAACCAAUGAAACCUAAUUAACAGUCAACAGCAGGAUCAAUCCACAAUGUCAAUCGAUAAGCAGGGAUCUAGUUUUCAAAGGCCUGAUACCAGAAAAAAAUGUUCCUACUUGUCUCUGAGAGGAGGCAAAUGCCCGAGUCAAAUGAGCCUUCUCCUUGGGAAAGGUGUUCCACAGAAUUUGGGCAAGCACUGAAAAACUGCUGCUCCUACUGGAUGCUGUUCUUGCAUCUCUCAGCCAGUGCUGAUGGUAUCUGCUUAUAAACUCUCUACAUGGCGACUGAAUCUGUAUGGAGAGUCUGAAGCAUCCAGCCAUUCAUAAAGGAAAACUACACAUCUCCACCAUAACAUAUUUCAGUUUGGUAGGUCAGAGUUGUGACCAGACAUGAUAAAUGAGUAUAAAUUAUGUUGUUUUAGUCACCAAACACCAAGCCCAUAGGAAGCCAACACAUGGUCCAUCCAGAAUAUGAAUGGAUGGAGGUCAAGAUGUUCUCAGAGUUUAGAGCUGUGUCUUGACCCUAGCCACCUCCUGGGCUCAUGCACACAAUAUUGCCACAGAUUUUUGUAAGAACUGUAAACUUUCUUUACUUAUGAUUUUGAAACAAAAGCUGAGGUUUCCAGUGUGCCACAUCCUUUGCUUAGUAUCAAAAUUACAUACCUGUGCAGCAAAUUUACACAUGCCCAGACUGCGUGCUGCCUGGAUUUUUUAUUAUUAUUAUUAUCUCCCUGUCUCCUCUGCAAAAGUCUUAAUAUUUCAAAUAGUUCACCUGCACUAAACUGAAUAAAUCACCCACACUCACCCUACCCUGGCCUCUACCAGCAAUGUUUGCAUUUGUUUUGCCAAAUGUGAGAGAUCCAGGGGUCAGUGACAUGAGCCACACAUCUCCAUUUGUCUUCCCUCUGAACAAACAAGUCCCCAACCAACUCAUUUGAGUAUACCAUGUGUCAUUCACCAAGCUACCCUUGCAUUUUAUUGGUUUGGCACUAAUCUGAGGCCCCAUCUGCACCAUACGUUUGAAGUAAUUUCAUACCACUUUCAUCACCUAAUAAUCUUGGGAACUGUUGUUCCUUAAGGGUGCUGAGAGCUGUUAGGAAACCUCCUCACAGAGCUGCGGUUCAUAGAGUGGUUUCUCAAUCCCUCUUCCCAAUAAAUUUUGGGAACUAUAACUGUGCGGUGAAAUAGUGGGUUUCCUAAUAUCUCUCAGCACCCUAAGAAACUACAAUUUCCGUAAUUCUUUGGGGGCAGUCGUGACUGUUUCAAGUGGUAUUGUGCUGCUUUAAAUGUAUAGUGCAGAUGUGGCCUUAAUGUUUGACUGUAGGAGGAUCUGAUGAUAGACAACCAGGGUUCUGGUAGUGAAUGGGGGACAAUGAGAAAGGACAAAAGUUGGUGAUAUCCGGAGCCCAUCUCCACUUCAUUUGCUCUCUUGUUUUUUCCAGAGUCAGUGCCAAUGGCAGUCAUCAUAGGUGUGGCAGUUGGAGCUGGUGUGGCGUUUUUGGUGUUGAUGGCCACCAUUGUGGCCUUCUGCUGUGCUCGCUCGCAGAGAAGUAAGUCACUUUCUUUUUAUUCAAUUGACUCUCUGACCAUAUCAUGCUGGAAGUCUGGAAGCCCUUCUUCUCUGCCUAGGAAAACCACAUGGAGAGGUAAUGUAAGUUUAUCCAAAGCUGCCUCUUCUUGUGACGUCCUCAAAGACCCGUCUGGCCUUGAUUCCCUGGUUAUGAUAAACAUUUUAUCCCUCCAAUCAUGACGCUGGGAUGGAGACAGCUUGGGAGGAGUCAACUUUGGCUAGGUAAAAUCAUUUGGCAAGUCUAUAGUGAAGGGAACUUUCAUUAGAUUAGGUUGAUGGUUCUAUCUGUAAUUAAGAGAAGGGAAUGUAACCCAAUGGUAGAGCACAUGUGUUGCAUGCAGAGAGGCCCAGGUUCAGUUCCUGACAUCUCCAGGUAGUGCUUGGAAAUACAGUGCCUAAAACCCUGAAGAUCUGCUGCUGAUAGGCCAGUGGUCUGACUCAGUGUUAAGACAGACCAUCAGGUGUCAGCUAUUUUACACAUGCUGUGCUCCUAAGUGCAAUGUGUAGAACAGCUCUGAGCUCUUGCUGCACAUGCCUCCAGGGUGAACAUGAUAUGGAUGCACCAUAUUAUUGGUUGACUAAAUCCAACUUAUUUUGUACACAUGCUUAAGCUGUCCUUGUGACUUCAACCCACCAUUAAACCAUGCCAUAAAUGUGGGAAGUAAUGUGAAGGAAGUACAUUGUAGAGCUAUCCCAUGUAAACUUCAGUAUGCUGUUGCAGCACUGCAUUUCAGGGCCUCUCCAGGUGUCCUUUUCAUUGUGCAUUCAUGAUUAUUUGUGCUCAUGGUGGUAUUGGGACAGUUAUUCAGGAUCCCAUUUUCAGCACCAUUUGCACCUGCAGCAGUUUUGGAGCAAAUGUACUCUUUGUUUGCAGUCAGUUCAUGUCCUGUAUCUCCCUGCUGAAAUCCUGAAGCUUUUCAUACUGCAAAUGUUCUAGGUUGUUGGUUUAUUUGUGCCACUUUUGUUGUGCUAUAGCACAAGAGUGCCCUUCCAGAAGAAAAUAAAACAGCAACAUUGGGAAAUCACAGAACAACUAAUAAAGCAGAAUGAUGUGUGCAUGGUCCAAUAUAAAUCCACCGCUCACACACUAUUAUUGUGUCAAUGGCAUGUUGCAGAAUACACUUGUGAAGGAACUUUCCAUUCUGUCAUGUACUGUAUUUGCCACAUGCAGCACUGUUUCCAUUGUGCUGCAGUUUGUCUUCCACCAAAAGUUGUGUUAUUCAUCUCACUGUCCACUGUGGUGAAAUUAUGUACCAGUAAUUAUAUUUUCAUUGCAUUAUCCCACUCCAUUCACUUCAAUGCAAAGGAACCACAAUGCAAAAGGGGGAGUGGGAGAGAGAGAGAGAGAGAGACUAUUCCAUAUCAUUUGCAGACUAAGAGCAACAACAACAGUGAACACUGAUUAUAAUUGCUAGAUUGAGUUCUGUUCUGGACAUGGGGCAAAUAAGCAGACAUUGGCAGUUUCUGCUCCUGUUUCUGUCUGAAUUCUCUGACAUCCCUACUUCCAUCUCCACCAUCGAGCAGCUCUUGCCAUUUGGAGAUUUAUUCUUAUCUUAGCUGUCAUCUGCUUUCCUAGAAUUUCCACCCAAUUGGUGCUAAUCUUGCCAUCUGGAGAAAUGAUCAGUUUGCCAGAAAGAUAGAUAAGAUUGAUAUUUGCACCAGCCACCAAGCAUUGCUGUUACUCUUCAGAUGUUUGAAGACAUUGACCAUGCCUCCUCUUAAACUUCUCUUCUCCAAACCAAACAUACCCGGCUCUUUCAACCAUUCUUCCACAGACUUGGCUUUUCCAGACCCCCUCAUCAGCCAAGUCAAUCUCUUUCUUAAAAUGUGGCUCUCAGACCUGGAGACAGUGCCAUUUACUGCUUUUUGCAUGGGAUCCCAAUAUCUGCCCUGGGGUGGGCAGCCCGCUCUUCCCUAGUUGUAGCACCAACCACAUCUGGAGGUCUUCUUUUGCAUUUGACCAAAUGUAUGGAGAAUACAGCAGAAAUACGCAUUAGCUUCAUAUUAACGUGUUGCUUUUAUCUUAUACUAAAAGAUGUCUUGGUUUUAUGAACAUUGCUCCCCGUUCUGAGCCUGCAGGGAUCAGGAAGGCUAUACAUUUAAAAUGAAAUCUAUACUCGAAUCCCUUGCUGAGCCCGUAAUGCUGUUGGCUUUGCUGCCGAGUCGACAAAGCAGAUGUUAAAAUAAACAUCACAAAUGCAAGAAAAGGAUUGUGGAGGUAAACAGGAGCAGCUCAUUAGGAAAAAAAGCAUAGAAGUUAAAGAAUGAUUGUUGGCUGAGCGAACAGGGAUCAAACCAUCGGGGGAAGAAAGAGUGAUUGUUCUGAGCUUCUGAGACAGCAAGAGAGAACAAGCAGUCCUCAACCAUGCCUCUAACUGUAGGGAUAGUGAAAGACAAAUAAGCCAAACACUAUGCAAAAUCCCUGUGUUGCAGUGCCAAUAUAUAUAAAAAACCCAGUUGGUUCUUUCUGGAUUGUUUGCAAAGAAAUCAAAGAGCCAGAAGCUCUCCCUGGACUUGCUUAAUGAAUGGCUGGGCCUGCAUACUAGUUUGUUCUUAACAGCAAUAAUUGUGUCUGCUUCCCCCCACUCCCCCCCCUUUUUAUGACUCUCCCAAACCCCAUUAAGCGGCUCUUUCAGGUAUUAGCAAAUUAAAUAUCUGGCAGUCAUUAAUCUUGCAUUUUGGUAAGUAUUUUUUGAUGGGCAGGCGCGCGGCUAAGACCUGAGAAGAGGCCAAUUCAAUUUCAGUGGAAUCAUUCAGCGAUGAUGGCACCAUUCAAGCUUGCUCAAUGGAAAAUGGGCCAACUCGUCGUUGCGGUGUCAACGGUCAGACAUAAUCAGUCUCGUCUGCACAUUCCCCUCAUCUUUCUUUUCUUUUCUUUUAAGAUAGAUGUGAGCACACUGUAUCAUUCCUCUGAUCCUGGGACAGAGGGAGAACAUGUGGCUCAUUACCUACUCCUUAUUUGAUGUAACCAGAUGGCUCUGGAUUAUUUGCAGGGCACACAACAUCUAAUAUUGGUAUAUUUGUGAUGAUGACAGAUCAGGCGUGCAGCAGUGGUGCCAAGGCUUGGAUUAGGAAGCAAAGCCAGAGUUUCAAAGCACCGGAUGUUUGGAGGCUGGAGCCAAGCUAGUGGCAUUCCCAAGGCUCUAAAUGAAACCUUUGGGUCUACUCUGUUUUGAUUCACAAGCUGAAAACAUCCAUGAACAGUGUGUAUGAGGUGGUGUUGGUGUUGAUUUGCAUGCUGAUCUCCUUCAGCAGUCCCUUGCCCACCCUCAGAACUGCAUGCUGAACUCAAAACAAACUGAGCUAACUGACAUGGAUGUAAGAAAGCAUUGCUUUCUGUUUUGCCCUCUUGUUAAUCCCAUGCAGUGCUGUCUCCAUUCUGCUGCAGUUUGUCUUAUGCCAAAAACUACGCUAUUCCUCUUGCUAGCUGCUGUGGCAAAAUUAUGUAAUUUACUUAAAUAAUUAAAUACAUGAAUUUGAGAGAGGUGUAGCCAAUUACGUAUCAUUUGUGGACUGAACAGAACAACAGUGAAUACUGAUUAUAUUUGCUGGGUAGAUUUCUGCUACAGACAUGACAUGAAUAAACAAAAAUUGGCAACUGGAUGGCCUCGGUCCAGUAUACCUGAAGGAGCGUCUCCACCCCCAUUGUUCUACCCGGACACUGAGGUCCAGCACCAAGGGCCUUCUGGCGGUUCCCUCACUGCGAGAAGCCAAGUUACAGGGAACCAGGCAGAGGGCCUUCUCGGUAGUGGCGCCCGCCCUGUGGAACGCCCUCCCACUAGAUGUCAAAGAGAACAACAACUACCAGACUUUUAGAAGACAUCUGAAGGCAGCCCUGUUUAGGGAAGCUUUUAAUGUUUGAUGUAUCACAGUAUUUUAAUACUCUUUUGGAAGCCGCCCAGAGUGGCUGGGGAAACCCAGCCAGAUGGGCGGGGUAUAAAUAAUAAAUUAUUAAUUAUUAUUAUUAUUAUUAUUAUUAAUUUCUACUCCCAUUUCUGUUUUCACUGGAAUUCAAUACAGGUUGGAUUUAGUCCUUGCUGACAGGUAUUUUCUCAAUCCCUCUAGACAUAUUAACAACUGCAGUGCCAAGUUCCAUGGGUCUCUCAUGCAGCAAAGGAGCCCUUGUUCAAUGAGAAUCUGCUUCAUGAAAUGUGUGUGUGUAUCAUGAGUGGAUCAGUGUAUUUCUAGGCUGUAUCACUUUUGCAAGUGUUCAUUCAUAAGUCCGUUCCAAACCAUUUCUACAUUAAUCUAAUUUGCAUGAAAAUUCUUGUUUAAAUACACACUUUUAAGAUAUGAAAUGCACAAUUCUAAAUGUAUUUUAUCCUAAUAUAUAUUUUAUUUUAUUUAACAAGGCAUCUAUACCACUUAAUCAAAAGGAAUAUCUAAGUGGUGUACAUAAAAUGGUGUAAAAUGUUCAUUUAAAAAAAUGCACUCAAAACAGGUGUUAAAACAGUAAAAAAAAUAAUGAAAUUGCCAAAAUACAGGGUAAUCAACAAUUUUUAAAGGCAAAUGUAUGUAAUAUAAUACAUAUCUGAGUAAGCAUGCUUAAGCAAAACAAAAUAAAAUAAGUACGUGGUGAAAACUGUGCCAUAGAGGUGCCUGCCUAAUAUCAAUACAGUGGUACCUCAAGUUACAAACGCCUCAAAUUACAAACGCUUCAGGUUACAAACUCCACUACCCUGGAAGAGUUCCCUCGAAUUGAGAACUUUGCCUCAUGAUGAGAAUGGAAAUCGUGUGCCGGCGGCGCAGCAGCAGCAAGAGGCCCCAUUAGUGAAAGCACGCCUCUAGUUAAGAACAGUUUCAGGUUAAGAACGGACCUCUGGAACGAAUUAUGUUCGCAACUAGAGGUACCACUGUAGUCAGGGAAUUUCAGAGCAUAAGUGCUGCCAUGCUAGUGCCCCAUCUGCACUAGAUAGUUAAAGUAAUAUCAUUCCACUUUGAGCAGUAAUGGCUUACCCCUAAUAAGUCCUUGGAACUGUAAGGGUUCUGAGAGUUGUUAGGCUACCCCUAUUCCCCACAGGGCUUCAAUUCUCAGACUGGUUUAACUAUCAAACCUUCUUCCCAAGGAGCUCUGUGGGGCCUCCUAACAACUCCCAGCACUUUAACAAAUUAUAGGAUACUUUGGGGGACUGUUUAAAGUGAUACAAUACUGCUUUAUAUUUAUAGUGCAGGGGUGGCCUAAAACCCCAAUUUCUUGCAAUUGUGGAAUGAACAUUAUGAUAGAAUCAUCUAAUACAACCCCCUGCAAUGCAGGAAUCUCAACUAAAGCAUCAAUCCAACCUCUGCUUAUAAACCCAAAUGAAGGAGAACCCACCACCUCCCAAGGGAGUCUGUUCCACUGUUGAACAGCUCUUACUGUCAAAGUCCUUCCUGUUUAGUCAGAACCUCAUUUCUUGUAACUUGAAUCCAUUGGCUUGGGCUCUACCCUCUGGAGCAGGAGAAAACAAGCUUGCUCCAUCUUCCAUCUUUAGAUAUUUGAAGAUGGCUAUCACAUCUCCCCUCAGUCUCCCCUUUUCCAGGCUAAACAUACCCAACUUCCUCAACUGUUCCUCAUAUAGCUUGGUUUCCAGACUCUUGAUAAUCUUGGUCACCCUCUGCACACAUUCCAACUUGUCAAUACCCUUCUUAAAUUGUGGUGCCUAGAAUGAGACACAGUAUCCUUGGUGUGGUCUGACCAAGGCAGAAUAGAGUGGUACUAUUAUUUCCUUUGAUCUGGACACUAUACUUCUGUUGAUACAGCCUAGAAUAGCAUUAGCUUUUUGUUUGUUUGCUUGUUUUCUUUUGUUUGCUUUGCUGCUGCUGCAUAACACGAUUUUCAGUUUAAGCUUGCAAUCUACUCAGACCCCUAGAUCCUUUUCACAUGUACUACUGGCAAGCCAGGCGUCCUCCAUCUUAUAUUUGUGCAGCUGGUUCUUCCUGCCUAAGUGCAGAGUCUUACAUUUGUCCCUAUUGAAAUUCAUUUUGUUAGUUUUGGUCCAGGUUUCCAGUUAUGUGGCAGUGUUUCUUGUGAAAGCGUCAGGCAGUUGAGAAUCACAAAAUUAGGAGAAGUGCAAAAUGCAGAGGACAACUCUUUCUGGACCAAACAUUUGUUGCAGAGUUGAGGAACGGAUCAGUUCCUAUAAGACUAUAUUGCUAGCAUCAGCUCUCUGUAGCAACUAAGAAUAUGUUGGGGCAGGGGGAUAAAAGGUUGACUAAAAGAUGUGUAAAAGCCACCAAUAAAAACAAGACCACCCUAAAAGCAAGAGAUAAUUUCUAAAACUGAGUACUGAGCCCCCAAAGCAAAGCAAAAACACACACAAAACUCAUGUUUUGGCUGCUUUCCCAAAAAGAGUCAAUUCAACCAAUCAGGUGGUUUUCCCUUGGGAAAGAAUUUCACAAACAAACAUGAACACGCUUACAUUUAAAAGGUCUGAGUUUUACGGAGCCCACACAUUUCCUGUAAAUGUGUUUACGAUUUAAAAGUAGCUGAAAAUUGAAGGUGUGCACUUUGCUGAAGAAAACGGCAUCCAUUGAUGGGCCAGCUGACUCCACAGUGGGAUUUGUGCCACAAGCCCAGUAAGUACCACUAAGACUUGAGACUGGCAGGGAUAUCCCUGGACCGCCAACUUAUUGGUGUAAUAGCAGUGGGAUGUGUCAAAGCAGAAAUGAUGCAAAGUGAACCCCAAUCUCAGGAGAAUUGUAUCAUCUUCAGUCCUAUCAGAGACUUGUCAUCAAAGAUCCAUAGGCCAGGCUUAGAGGAAGCAAUCUCAUUGGUGGAGAGAUUCUUCCUUGGGAAGUGAUCCUCAUUCCCAGCCAAUCUCUCUUAUGGCUAGCACUGGGGGAAACACAGCUGAUGUCAUUGCCUGAUACCUCACAUCACCCAUUCAAACCUCCUAUAGGUUCCAGGCUUGGCCUCAGUAGACUUUUGAACUUUGCAGUUUUCUGAGACAACUUUUUGAGCUGUGUGAGACACCCACCAUCCCUCUGCAGUGUAAUGGCUUUUUCUCUAAAAUAGGAGUGUGCAACCAUGCUUCCAUAACCCACGGAGGAUAUCCUCAGAGAAGUGUUUUGUCUUACAUCCCUCACUGCUUGCAAAAUAUGCUGCUCAGAUGAGGAAAACACAUAGAAUACCAAUGCUCAGCAUGGCACAUUUGCCACCAUAUGGCCAUCUGUCACUCAUAACGUCUUCUUCCUGGCAACCUCCUCAAACAUUAUCUGUUCCCUUCUCUGGGCGAGAGUAGGGAGGGAAAGAGUCCAUCCAGUUUGUAGAAGUAGCUUUCUGGGGGGGACACCUGCCUGGCCAGCAGAUGCUAUCCCAUCUCCAGAGAAGACCUACACCAGCAUUUGCCAUUCAACAAACAGCACACAAGAUGCGUUUGGGGCUGGAAAUCGCCCCGUGCAGCAGUCUUUGUUCCGCAUGAAAGAAUUCUGGCUUUCAAGCAGCCAGAGAUGUUGCGUAGGAAAAAUGAUGGGUAGACUAAUCUGGAUAUACUUGUCAACAAAAACAUCAGUCUAUUGUCUAUUGGCCAAUUCCAGUGCAACAGUUUUUCCAUAGAGCUGUACUUGUAAAUACACCUUGGGGUGGCAUUUCUCAAAGAGGUGCAGAAUAUUUCUGAUUCAAAAUUGGAAGGAUACGUAGAGCAAGCACUCAACUCAUAUAAUGUAUAUUGCUGCUGUAGAUUCCAAGGUGUUUUUUUUAAAAAAAUAUCUAUUUCCCCCACCCCACCCCAGCAACGCAGUCAAAUGCAAUCCCCAGUGAGCUCUUGAUCUCCAUUUCCAUCAUACAUAUACCUUUUUGCUGUUGGCUCUAGGCUGGGGGCUGCUUGGAUAGACAAACAAGCCUUAGAAUCCAGACUUGACACCUUUUAAAACUCUCAUGGAAAACCUCGGCAAUCCGAUCAAUAGAUGAGGAGAAACUCCACCAUUAAUUAAAUUAGCAAAUUUUGUUAGGACCUGGGAAAACUGAGAGGGAUCAGAUACGUUUCAGUUAACAUAGGCAAAGCUUGUAACUUUCUGAAAUAGCUAUUUUGGCACUAAUGGAAAUUUAGAUCAUCUGCUUUCUGCAUGAAGUACCUAGCCAAUUAUAAUGUAGAAAACCAUUUAUUUCUAGUUUAACUACUUUUGGGAUAAUGUGUUGUGGUAGUGAAUAGUAUGAUUUCCCUCCUCCUCUCUCUUUUAUGGAUGUGUAUUCUUUUAGAAAUCUUAAUGUACUUUUGAAAAAAAAUUAAUUAACUGCUAUAGAGAGUGUGUGGAUUUGUCUCCCAAGGGAAGCAGAGAAAUUAUUUAUUUUUAUUUUUAUUUUUUAUUUUUGGAACUGCUCCAAAUCACAGCCUAGCUUCUAUAUGGUCAAAUGCAUUGUGCAUUCAUUUCCCAGAGGUCCCAUUAGGUGACCCUGCAAAUACAUUAGCAGGUACCAUGGGGAACCACCUCAAUAAAGGUUUACCAGAGCCCCUACUAGGUGACUCAGCAGUCAGUGGUUGGGGGCUCCUCCAUCCUGAAGCAAAAACACUCUUGAAAUCUGCUUGCUCACAGCCUCCAAUUUCUUGGCUAGGAAUCAGGAAAAGCCUGACUAAGCUAAUGACGGGUCAUGGGCGGUGGAGCAGGUAUCACAGAAGGCGAUUCUCACUCCCGCUUUAAUGAGAGGAAGCAAAAGGCAUCACAAGCAAAUUAUGUAUACAGUAAGCAGAGAGAUUCCUCAGGGGACAUAUUUUAACGGGCUUAAUACACAUCUGUUGUUGUUUCCUGGAUGACAUUACAAGCCACAAGUUAUUUAAGGAGUAACGUCCCUAAGAGAGGACUCUAUGAGGCCGUAAUUGGCUUUUCAUUGUGAUUAAAUGCUGAGGCUUUUGGUGCUCAGGACAUUAUUUCUACUCUUGGACAGAGAACAGGAAGAAGCAAUAAACUACAAGAAAGAAAAAGGGGACAAAACCAGAAGGGAUAAAUGCUUUUCUUGCAUCGUGAAGCUUGGAAAAUUCUAUCUUGAUGUGUUCAUAAACCCAUUACUAGUAGAUGCCUGGAGGAUAGGCCAACAGUGGUCUCAGAACACAUUAUCAAGAAAAAGGUAUAAGAAAAUCUGUAAAUUAAGUAUUGAUUUGGCUGGUGGCACCAGGUUAUCAAUUAAGGAGCCUUUGCCCUGGAGGAAGGGAUGCUAAUUCAGACACACUCCAGGUACUAGUAACCUUGAUGUGUUUUUUUUACCUUGUGACAACUAAGGGACCUAUAUUUUUCCCCUCUGCAUUUCCUUGCUGGACAAGCAUUUGCAUGCCUUUCUUCACCUUUGGGAUGAAAACAAAAAUGGCUGGCUGCAGUGCUUUUAUAUACAGAGCACGGGCACCUCUUUUUCUGCUGCCCAUGGCAGCCAUUAUGUGCUGGCACCUCAGGCACUAUAAAUGCUAAACACCACGUAUCAAUCUUCCCCAACCUGGCAGCCUCUUGAUGCUGUUGGACUCCAACUCCCAUCAGCCCUAAACAGCAUGGCCAAUGGUCAGGAAUGGUGGGAGUUGUAGUUCAAAACAUCUGGAGUGCACCAGCUUGGGGAUGGUAGCCAUACUGUAUGGCCAUCUGCUGAAGAUUCUUUUGUGCAGGCUGCCCUGUGCACAACUGUUGCCACCUGUGUUAAAUCCUCUUUCGCUGCAAGUAAUUCUUCCUACAUGUUAGUUUCGGUGCUUAUGAAUGGAAGCAGCAUUGUGGAGGUCUUGAGUGUGGGCCUCCUUGGAGCAAUAAUGAGAUGGAAAGCUCAAGUUGGCACCAGGGUCCUGCCCCAUACCCUUCCCUCUCUUUCAACAUCUCUGCUAUCUCUCUGCCUCUUGGAAGCCACAAGCAUCCUCUUGUUUGGAUGAUAGACUGAACAGCAGACACAUGAACACUUGAGUUAGUGCCUCCUAUAAAGUAUUCCAUCUUUCAAAAAACCAGCCAAAGAGAUGAUUCAUAGCCUGUCACUUGAAAGCAUGCAUUAUUUAUAGGGAUUUCAAAACAACUCCCAUUCCAAUGUGUCUCCAGAUUAGGUUGUAAAGUGCCCCCUUUUGCCGAGUCGCUCAAGUUGUUAAGUCCCCCAGCUGCAAUCUGCAGGAUGUGAUGAGAAAAAUGCUGAAGACUUUUCAGGUCUCUCUUUCCCCCUGACCCCAUUUUUUAAGGAUGAUUAUUAUUUUUUGCAAUCAAACGGGAAAUCAAGGACACCAACAUAAAUGACUAAAUUCAGCCCAAUUCCAUACAUGCUUAAUAAGAUGCCAGUUUGCAUGCACCUUUAAGCAAACAGACUGGUGGCAUUCAGAAAUGGCUCAAGAUAUAUCACUACCUGAGAGGACAAACACAAAUGGCUUCCCCUCCCACGAAUUAGCAUGGAGCACAGCCCAUGGAGACCUUCUCCUGUGCCAGCCCCACAGUUCCCAUUCAUUUCAACAAGGCUUGAACAGAAGAAGUUACUGAAAGUCAUGGCUGAGACUUUCCAGUGGUGGCUGGUACCCACUGAGACUUGUAGGGUGAAAGGUACAUGGUACAUGGAGCAAGAACCAAUGACAGAUAGAGAUGGAACAAAUGAGAGGCAGAGCCAACUCAUUCUAUUUUUGCCCCAUCCUCCUUCCUGCUGAGUUCUACAAGGGCAAAACUGAGACUACGGAGGGGGAAGCUGACAGCUAGUGCUACCCCCAGGACUGGCUAUGAAUAAGAAGGCAGGCAGGUAGUGAGGAGCUGCCUGAUUGCAAACUGAGGUUGGUGAGGCAGAGUCCUCUGUUUGGACCAGUGUCCAGUUCUAUCUCCCAUUAAUACAACCCACAACCUCUGCCUGAAGUGAGAGCUGGUUCUUCCUGCAUGGCUACAAUUCUCAAGUCUGUAAGUUACGUGAUUUCACCACAGUGGACAGCAAGACAAAUAAGGUGGGUUUGGGCAGAAGGUGAACUGCAGGGGAACGAAAACAGUGCUGCAGGAGACAAAUACUGGAAGGAAUAGAAAAGGAUGCCUUCUUAUAUCCAGAUGUUGUUGGGCUCCAACUCCUAUCAGCCCCAGCCAGUAUGGCUGGUAGUCAGGGAUGGUGGUAGCUGGUCCAACAAUGUUCUGGAGGGCUGUAGGUUCCCCAUCCCUGCUCUGCAGCUUAGCUUGGGAGAUCCUAAGAAAGACAAAGGCCAGUUAUGAAUUGCAGACCCAUUUCUCAAUCUGUUUCUUCAAAGCCUGGAGCUGUUUAGGUUUACCUCCUCUGCUGCCUUUAAUCUUAGGCACACACAGAGAGAAGCAUUUUCUUUCCUUUCAGGCCUGCUGUUUGGUAUCUUUGGUUUAAUUUUUCAAAAACAGUCUCUUCAAAGAGCAUCAUUCUCCUCCUGGGAAACUGGCGGGAGAUGUUGGGGUUGGAACGCAAGUCGCUAAAUCCCACUGCCCUUCUUUUCUCUCAGCUGCUGCAUGAAAGCAGGCCAUCCCCUUCCAGCUCAGCAUCUGCCGCUGACUGUGCAGGGCUCUCCUUGAGAAUACCUACUUUGCUGGGCAGCUAACUAAUUAGAUAAUGCCUCUGAUUCACUAAGAUGCAAUAGCUGAGCAAACAAAGAGCACGUUGCACAUAUGGACACUCUGUACUUCCAGUUUGGCCGUCUGGCUCAAACCAGGAUGUGCAGGAACUGCAAAGGUGAGCAUAAAAAGCAUCCAUUUAUUACUUAAAUAAAUAAGCAAAGGGCCUUUAAGCUUUUGUCCCCCUGCCACUCACUUCCUCAUUUUGGAAAGGUUCUAUUACAGCCUUCUACAACCUGGCAGCCUCCAGAUGUUUGGACUACAGUUCUGAUCAGCCCCAACCUUGUUGUUGUUGACAUCCAUCUGUCUUGAGAGACAAUCAAGUGUGCCUUCAGGUUGCUGUGUUAGCAACACCAAAGUUGCCCCCCGGGACGCAAGCCUGGGUAGCGUGUAUGGAGGUUCUGGGCUGCCCAGAAAACAAGAUUCCCCUCUUGGCCUUGCUGAUGUGGUCCAAAGGAAAGCAGAGCAAUAUGUUUGUCACUAGCUUGGCUGUAGGAGUUGCCAGAAAGAGGCAUACAAGAAGCUAUCUAAGCUUCUGAGGGGCUCCACUCCAGAUUUAUGUAGGGUUCACUCUUUAGCCUUUUCUUCUCCCAAAGAUAUCCCUCAAGGCAGAGUUUUCCUUCUCCUAGCUUCCCAGGUUGACGAGCCUCAUCUGCGUCCCAUUUCCCUCUACAGCGCACGCAGAAAACACCUUUUUGACCACUGGACCCACUAUUGGCCUUAUCUUCUCAGUCCACCAGAGCCUGUCUUCACAUGUGGGGGAAGUCUCUAACGCACGAAGGAUUUAAGACCCAUCGGCUACCUUCACCUGGGUUAGCCAGUCAGUCUAAGCUGUUUCCCAGGGUGUGGCCACUGUCACAUGCUGACAGCUUCAAGGAGCCACUAACAAGAGCUGAGUGCAGAUUGGGGACCAAAAGUGGACAAACUACCCCAGAAGGAGCACAGUUUUCCCCUUCCCUAACACCCCGUACACCCCAGCACAUUUGUAUUACCUAAGGGAAAAAACAGGCAUAAAGAAAUAAACUAACAACUAUAGCACAGUGAAAUAUUUUAAUGAUUAACAAAUCCCUAUAUAAUUUACUUAGAUAUUAGAUGCCCAUGCUAUCCUGGAAUGUGUUAGUGUGUUGUUGUCAUUGUUGUUGUAUUUAUUACCUGCCCUUCAUCAGCAAGUCCCAGAACAGCUAAAAAAUUCAUAAUGAAAACAAUUAAAACAUAUUAGACUCAUGGGAAUUUAAACUUGUUUAUGAUUGUUGUCUUAUUAUUGCAAUGUUCGUUAUAUUGUAGUGAAAAGGCUUUUUUGAAAACAAAUGCACACAUUGUUGAAUGGGGAUUCACCUGUCUUUGUGGGUCUCAUAGACUGUGUGGUCUUGGUUGUAUUCUUAGUUCAAUAGGUUUAAUAGCUUAAGCAAGUCAUGCUUUUCAUGCAGAAGGAGAUUCAAAUCCUGUCUGAAACCCUGGAGAGCCACAGCCAGUCGGGAGGAGCAAUACUGAGCUGUUUUCUAGAGUUCCUAUAUAAAUCACAUCUAUGCCAUAGAACAGGGAUGGGGAACUCCCCCCCCCCCCCAGUGAAAGCCACAUACCAUGAAUGGGUCGGGCCAGAAUACAAAAUGUAUGGCGCAACACAUGUAAAUUUUACCUCUGUGCAAUCCCUCUCUGCUCUCCAUCCACACAGGCAAAAGGCAUUAUCAGAGCUCAAUGACACAUUUCAGCCAGGCAAAGCAAGGGCUGGCCUGGGAGUCAUGGGGUCUGGCUGGGGUGUUGUGCAGGGAGAGUCCUGAGAACCAGAUAGAGAUGCCUGGAGGGCCACAUUUGGCCCCUGACUCUGAGUUUCCCCAGCCCUGCCCUAUAAUUCCUCCCGGAAUUCUGUCCAAUACACUAGGGUACAAUGGCAGGUGAGAAAACGGUUUCCUAGCAAAUGAAAGUUGCACUAAAGCUCCAGAGUUGCACUAAAGCUCCAGAGAAAGGCAUGCCAUGCAGGGGUAUGUUAGAAGGAGAAUUUGGAGGAGUGCAGUACUGGUUUUUUUUCCCCCAAAGCAGGAGCAAUAAUCUCAUUGCCAGAGCACCAGGAUAACUGAUGGAGCCUCCAUGCUCUGGCAAGUGAAUGAGGUGGAAGUUAGGCUUUUGUUUGUGAUAAACUAACAUAGAGGGAACUGGAUAAUAUUUGGAAAUAAUCAGAGGCUGGGUACUUCCUUGCUUUUUUUUUCUUUAUAGGGUCCCUACAUCGGGCUAAUAGUUUAAACAGCAGCAUUUCUCUGCAAUGUGGUUUGCAUUUCUAAUCAAAAGGUCAAGGUUGCAUUUUAGCUGAAGAUAUUUUUGUUAAAGUUUAAUGUGUGAACCUAUGCAGGCAGAGGUAGACACUACUGCUAUUCUGCUAGGAUCUGUAAUGUUAUGGAGCAGCUUUGUGGGGGGAUAACUUUUACUCUCUUGCUCUUUUGUUUAGAUCUGAAAGGUGUGGUUUCUGCCAAGAACGAUAUCCGCGUUGAGAUUGUUCACAAGGAGUCUGCCUCAGGCAGAGAAACAGAGGAGCACCCGACGAUCAAGCAGCUGAUGGUGAGGAUUUAUUCUCUCUUUCCUUAAUCUGUUGCUCUGUCUAACCUUUGACAGUAAUGAGCACGGGCGCAGUGCGGUUCAGUGCGCAAAAGCCCACCAAAGGCAAAGUAUGCUCUUCUGAAAUCUCACACAUCGCUCAGAGCUGUUAAAGUUGCACCGCUGUUGGAAACUCCCAGAUUGCAACUUUGCUAAUGAAGACAAGAAGCCAGGAGAGGUUUGCUACAGAGCUCCACAGCCUUCAGUCUCUGAUAAACAGAAAGGCCUAUCCAAGCCCUCAAUAGGGAAAUUGAUGUGGCUGCAAAUGGACAGAGAAGGGGAAGCUAAGUAACAUAUUAGUAGUAGUAGUAGUAGUAGUAGUAGUAGUAGUAGUACUAGUAGUAUUAACAACUAAUUAGGCACUAAUAGCUUAGCUAGACUGAAAAGGCCUCCUGUACAAGAUAGAUAGAUGGCGAGUCUUUCAUGGGAUAUAUCGCUGGCCUCGUUACUGUCAAAUCACCACAGCUGACAAAGUGAUAUUGUUGAUGAACUUAAGAACAACCUUGUUGGAUCAGUACCAAAGGCUCAUCUAGUGCAGCCCUCUGCUCCAACAAGCAGAGCUUGAGUCCCACAGCACUGUCUCCACUCAUGGUUCCCAGCCACUGGUAUUCAGAUGCAUGUUGCCUCCAGCAAUGGGGUCAAAUCAAAGCCAUUAGGACUAUCAGUCAUUGACAGUAGCCAGCCAGUAGCAAAGUUUGCCCCAACUUAAUGCCUUUCUGGCAGAUUUGUGAUUUUUUUUUAGGAGUGGGCAGAUCACCUGACUACCAAUAUGUGUCGUUUUCUGUUUGGCCCUUCAUAAAUCUGUUUUGCUGCAUUGCCGUGCACAUUGAUCUGUAUUCUUUUUUUUUAAUCCAGGCCCAAAUUCAUAUUUUAAUAUAUGAAUAUGUAAUAUCACCCCCCGCAAAAUGUAAAUAUGUAUUUUCUCUCAAUGUAUGCAUUUCUAAAUGCAUUUUAUCCUAAAAUAUGCACUGAUAACCUCAUCCUCCACAAGUUUGUCUAAUCCUCUUGGAGAUUCAGUUGACGCCUGCAGUCCCAAUGACCUCACCCUCUCCUUUCUCUCAGAGAUAACCCAAGACAGUUUGGUUCCUGGUGCUAAGGAAUCUGAAAAUUUUAAUCCCAUGGUGUUAAAAAUUAUAUAAUAAAUUUAAGAAGUUGGCAAAUUCUGCUCCCCACCCCAAUUCUGUGCUUCAAAAUCUGCUCCCUGAGGUGGGCUUCUUCACCAUACCUGGGGUAGGGCAGCCCUGCUCUCUUUUUAUAGGGCCUGGUGGGCCAGGAUUGGUCCUGGAAGUCAGCUGACAGAGUACUCAGGCAGUCUGGUACUGCCCCUUCAAAGCACAGAGCUCAGUAUUCCAGGCUUAAUAUGGAAACAGACUGCUGGUGAUGCAAGGCACCAGGGCCUGACUGCUGGGAGUCCCAUGUUGAGGCACCCGGUUUCAGGCACAGCUAUAUCCCAGGAUAUGUUUGGGUAAAUUCCUGUGAAUUCUUCUUAGCCACCUUAUACUGAGGUCAGACCACUGAUGCAUCUAGUUCAUUAUUGUAUUCCGCCGUUGGAGUCAGCCUGCUUUGAAUACAGUCAUACCUCAUGUUACGUUAGCUUCAGGUUGCGCAUUUUCAGGUAGCAUCCCGCGCGACCCAGAAGUACCGGAAAGGGUUACUUCCACAUUUCGCCACUCGCGCAUGCACAGACGCACAAAAUGACAUCAUGCGUAUGCACAGAAGCGGCGAAUCGCCACACGCAGACUCGGGUUGCAUUCUUUUCAGGUUACAAACGGGCCUCCGGAAUGGAUCCCGUUUGCAACCAGUGGUACCACUGUACAGUACCAGUUGCUGGUAACCACAAGAAGCGGGACAGCUGUUGUGCCCGUGUCCUGCGUUUGGGCUUCCCACAGGCAUUUGGUUGGCUACUGUGAGAGAAGGAUGUUGGACUAGACUGGCCAUUGGGUUGAUCUUGAAGGCUCUUCUUAUGUCUGCUCUGGCUAGAAGCAGCUCUCCACUGUUUGAGACGGGAGACAUCCCUAGCCGUACCUGAGAUGCCGGUGAAUGAACCGGGGGCCUUUGGCUUGCAAGGCAGGUGCUCUACCACUGAGCUACCACCUGCAAAUGAAACUUACACAUGCAAGCUUCCAACAGUUGACAAGAGUUAGGGAGAAAUGCUCAUAAGGCUGACUGAAGAAUUGGCCCCAUAGGAUUUCUCUGAUCUCUACUGUUGCUAAUACAUGGAGCUGUAGACUGUUGUUUCAGCAGCUCCCUGCAACUGCUGUGUUCUGCAUCCAAAUGGCAGCUUUGCUUUCCGCCUGCCGAUGUCACGUUAUAAAUGACUAAUACAAGCAAAACAAAUGGAAAGAACACUGAACCGUAAAAAAAUAAACCCAUCCAGCCAUAAAAGCAGAGAACAGAUGCAAAAAAGAAAAAAAAGACGGGAGGGAGAGAGGAAGCAAGCAGACUGAUUUUAAGCACACCUUCAACCAUUACUACCGCAGGCUUACAGCCACCUUUCGUCAACAUUCAUUCAUUUGGGCUGGGAAAGGGUGCUCUGUAAACGAUCAAUGGAAUCCCUGGUUUGAGAGGGGAUGCAUUGUGGGGUGGGCAGAAUCGAUUUUAGAUGGUACACAUGUACAGAGUGGAGCCCUUGAAAUCAGUUUGAAAGGAAGAUAAACGGCAGAGGCGUCACGUUGCUUUGUUAUUCUGGUGGUGCUGCUUCUGAAAUUGCUGUUUUGUUUCAGUUCAAAGGUCCCCAUAAGAUAGAGACCAACAUGCUCGUUUCUCCUUCUUCCUCUGUUGUUUGCCCCACACCCAAAUGGAAGUUGGUAAAUAGAAACACCCAGAUUGUUUCAGCCUGGAGCAAAAGGCCAGGAUAAAAAAAUAAAUAAGCAAAGUAGAUAUUUUAGUGUUGCAUUACGGCUGGAGGGCUGCGGUUCAGUUUGCAUUUAGAGGCAAACUUUUCUAAUCUUCAAUUCCUGAAAUGAUACAUAAACCAAAACAAAGCCGUUGUUCAAGUUUCUCACUUUUCUGAAUUUCACAAUGCAGUUCUUCAGCCAAGUACUGGGUACAGAAAGUUACUAAGGUAAUGUGUGUACAAAGAUGAAAAUAUUAGUGAAAAUAAUGUGCAAAAGUAAACUAUAUUAGGGGACAUUGCUUUUUUGUAUUUUUAAAAUUGCAUUUUUAAAAAGGUGCAUGUUAGGCAAAAUUCACAUUAAAUUGCUGGUGAAUUUUCAUGACAACAUUCAAAUAAAAUAAUAAUAAUGAAUAGUUUUCUAGCAUGCAAUUACAAGUUACAAGAUUUUAAAAAAUCAUAAAAUCAUUCCAAUUGCAAUGUUUUUUGGGGCUGAACUAGACAAUUGCUAGGUAUUUAGCCGCUUGCUACUACCUGUGUUCUAGUUAGGGAAGAGAAGAGACAAGCCUCCCCCUACUCAUGUUCAGCCUUCCUGAUAAAGACCAUUGACUGACCCUCAGAUAUUCAGGUAUUUAGAAGGGCUAUGGGCUCUUAACCAUUUACACACACAUACACACUUAUGUUGCAAGUCCCCCUGAGACUAAUUUGAGCAGUAGAUGCCUGAGAAAUUAAUUAAUCAAUUAAAAAAAUCACAAACUGAAGUGGCAAAAUAAACGCGAGAUGGGGAGAAUGAGAAACAGAGAGAAAGCAAACUGGACAGGUUUACUGAUCCCCAGUGCUUUUUUUCUGGUAGUACGCAAUGGAAUGAAGGGUUUGGUUUUGUUAUUCAAAGUUGGAGACGGUCCAACUUUCAGCCCCAUCUCACUGAGCUCUGAGCCAGGAGCUGGAGAGGGCAAUAAACUGGAGGCAGCUUCGAAGGCUGAGCUGCCGCUGCUUCCUUACCCCAAGUCAGUGUGGAUGCAACCACACACCCCAAAAGAAGCCACCAAAAGGACUGGGAGGAGCCUCUCUCCUCAGCCGGUGCAUACCCCAGAACUGGCUCCCCCAGAAACCUCCACCCUCCAGCACUGCUCCUGGCCUCCUCCCUGUCCUCUUGGCUGCAGAGUGGAAGGAGAGGAAAACCCCAUCAGCACUGAGCAGGACCCCCUUUCCCAGCACCCACCAUGCCGACCCUGUUGGGCUGCUGGCAGUGAGGCAAGCGGAGCCAGGCGAUAUGGGAGAGGCUGGGAACUGCAGGUGGGCAGAGUGCUGUUGCACUCAUGUCCAGCUUGCAGGUUUCCAGUAGGCAUUUGGUCAGCCACUGUGAGAGCAGGAUGCUGGACUUAGUUGUUGUUGUUGUUUAGUCGUUUGGACAUGUCUGACUCUUCGUGAUCCCAUGGACCAGAGCACGCCAGGCACUCCUGUCUUCCACUGCCUCCCGCAUUUUGUUCAAACUCAUGCUGGUAGCUUCGAGAACACUGUCCAACCAUCUCGUUCUCUGACAUCCCCUUCUCCUUGUGCCCUCCAGCUUUCCCAACAUCAGGGUCUUUUCCAGGGAGUCUUCUCUUCUCAUGAGGUGGACAAAGUAUUGGAGCCUCAGCUUCACGAUCUGUCCUUCCAGUGAGCACUCAGGGCUGAUUUCCUUCAGAAUGGAUAGGUUUGAUCUUCUUGCAGUCAAUGGGACUCUCAAGAGUCUCCUCCAGCACCAUAAUUCAAAAGCAUCAAUUCUUCGGCAAUCAGCCUUCUUUAUGGUCCAGCUCUCACUUCCAUACAUCACAACUGGAAAAAACCAUAGCUUUAACUAUACGGACCUUUGUUGGCAAGGUGAUUUCGGCUUUUUAAGAAGCUGACUAGGUUUGUCAUUUUUUUCCUCCCAAGAAGCAGGCGUCUUUUAAUUUCGUGACUGCUGUCACCAUCUGCAGUGAUCAUGGAGCCCAAGAAAGUAAAAUCUCUCACUGCCUCCAUUUCUUCCCCUUCUAUUUGAAGGGCAUACAAAAUGGCAGACAAAAAGCCAUUCUAUUAGGGGAAUUUUCUUGCAAAAAAAACCCCAACCAUGUUCAUGAAGGAUUUUUUUUUUUUUAAGUCACAAAAAUCUGCAGUAAUGUGGAGUACUAAAUUUAAGAUCAGAAGACUGAGAACCAAAAUUGACAGAUCCAUGUGUCCCUAAAUAGUAGGCACUCUCUCCCAGAAUAGACAUUCUUCCACUGCAAAAGUUUGGCUGGAACUCUGCUCUUAAAGAGGAUGAUGAGUCCAUCCUUGCUCUAUGCAAGAUUUGAUGCCCUGUUCUCUCUUUUUCUCUCUUUGGGAUACUACCCCUCUUGAUAGCAGGAUCUCAGUGCUAAUGAAGAUUUCCUUCCAGAUCAUUAAAAAGCCUCUGUGCAUUUCCUUCUCAUUGCUCGCUACGCCACACACAAGCUGCUGCCUUCAGCAAUAAAACGUCCGUCCUGUGCAUCCUCAAUAAGAGCCUAAUAAGAGUCUCCAAAAUUUGUCAAUGAGCUGACAGAUCAAGUUAAAGAAUCCAGCCUCAUUAAUGAGCAGCUAUGAUGAAUUCCUGGCAAGGGAGCAAGCUGUACAAUGAUGGCACAAAGGUAGCAGAACAAACUGGUGUGGGUAGACUGAGCCAGGGGUUCUGAGGAAAUGGCAGUGUGGGGAGGCGAUGACUCCAAUCAUGAUUCUGACUCAACAACCACACGCCAAUCCUUCUUUCUUGGAGGUCUGUCAUCUGCACCCAUCGGCUGCCUGUCAUAGUUAGCAUCUCUGGGUGUUGCAAGCAAGCUCCCGCCACCACCUUCCAGGCCCAAAGCAGAGCACAGUAUUAAUAAUCCUUUUCCAGGUAAGCUGCAGUGACAAUGAUCUAUGCAGGGUGUCUCUGCCCUACCACAUGGGCUGCUACUGCUUCUCACACUUGUUUUCCACCCAAAGAGAGAGAGAGAGGGAAAUCGUGCACCCAAAUGCUCUGCCUCCAUUCUUAGCAGGCUGCCUUCAAGCCAAAUCUCAUUACUCCCUGUAUUUCCUGGUCACAUUUCUAACCUCUCUGUGUCCCUUUGAAUUAUCUCUCUGCCCUCUCCGAUGUUCACAACACCUCGCCAUUUAAUAUCAGCUGUGAGUAUGAUUAGCAUGCCGAGUCCUCUCACAUAGAGAUCAUAUAAUGCAGAUGUUAAAUAGGAGCAGACAGAACAUCAGCCACCACAGCGCUCCAUUAGAUGACACCUCCCCGGCACUCAAUGCAUUACAGAACACCAUUACCCUUUCUGCUUGUCCUUCACGCGUUUCUCAAUCCACGCGACAGGGCUCGCUUCCAAACCAGCCUGAAUUACCUACAGGAGGCUUGGCGAGACACCAUCCAAACAACUUUGCUGAAAAUCUAAAGGUAUUACAUAUAGCAACCGCACCUCCCUUCAACUGCUAAUAUUGUAAUUCCAUCAGAAAAGCAAUCAGGUUUGUGCUGUGUAAUUUGCUCCUUCCCAACACGAUGGGUCGCCCGUUGCUAAUGUUUUCUUUGUCCCCUAGGAAACUUCUCUUAAUGUUUUCCACUAUUGAGGUCCUAUUGGAUAAACACUGCCAGGAUCCCUUUUUCUUCAUUUUUUUUUUUAAAAACAGUAUCACAUGCUCAUUCCUCUCCACUGCUUUUGCAAUCAGCACGACGGUUCUCAAACCCUUUUCCUAAUUAAUAGUUAUCACACCUAGAUGCAGUCUUACUGCUCAGGCUGCCUGCUUGAAAUGCAAGUCAUAUUUGUUCAAGUCAGUCUCCCUCCCUUAUUAUAUUUAUAUAUAUUUUACCUAAAGUAUUUAAUUGCACUACAAUUGUAUAAAGAGGUACUUUUAGGUUCCUGGGGAAGUUCAUCGCUCCGUAGGAAAGGACAUGCUAGGAGCAUGCAAAAGAUCCCUGGUAUUGCCAGUUCAAAUGAUCCAGUGCCAAAUAAGGAGGGAAGACCUUGAGACCUUGGAGAUCUGCUGCUAGUUAGAGUAGACUAUACUGGAAUCAAUGGACAGCCAUCUAACCUUGAAGUAAAGCAGCUUACAAUGUUCUGCCCACUAUGGGUGGGGAUCCAGUUGGCUAUCAGAGCUUUGCACAGCAUCCUGCACAGUGUUUUGCAAGCCCAAAUGAUCAGCCGAAUCUGUGUGGGCAAAAUCAAGCCAUGUGACAUUACUGUGUCAUCUGGUGAUUGACAGUUGGGAGUCCCCACACACCUGUCAAACUUGGCCUGCAGGAGGUGGAGUAGGUAAGGACCUGUCUCACUGGAUGGAUCCAGUUCCUCAUCUCUACAUUAGGAGGAGUCAGUCACAGCAAAACCAGCAAAAUCUGGGGUCAAGAGAUCCAGUUUCCGGGGUCCAUGGACAAGUAAGCUGGGAAAGUGGCAGUGAUCUGCAGACAAAGGUCAGAGUCUGAGUGGUCUGGCCAAGCAGAUUCAGAGGUAUCAUAAGCUCAGCAAACUCCAGAUGUGCCAUGCUGAGAAGGAACUGGAGCUGCAGGGAGGGCUGAAAAUGCAAGAAGCAGUCCCAGGGUGAUGUACAGAGCUGUCUUUCCUAUUGGGCUUACUGUCUUGUUGUGCCAGGGCGCUAGCCUCUUAGGGGUGCCCCAGCGAGUGGGGGAGCUGCACAGCUUUGCUGGCGGCUUCCCCUUUGCCUGCACGCCUGCCAGCUGUGCCCCGUCAACCAUGUGUCUGGCGGGCAUGCAGCUUGCCGCCCAAGCCUCCGUGGAAGGAGAGCGAUCCCCGCAGAGGCUUGGGAAAAGGUCGACAACUCUGGGAAACGGGGGGGGGGCCACCGGAGGGAUCUUUGCACCAUGGUGCCAGAUAUGCUUAAGACGGCCCUGGUGAUGUAGUUUGUUGUUGUUGUUGUUGUUUAGCCGUUUAGUUGUGUCCGACUCUUCGUGACUCCAUGGACCAGAGCACACCAGGCACUCCUGUCUUCCACAGCCUCCUGCAAUUUGGUCAAACUCAUGCUGGUAGCUUCGAGAACACUAUCCAACCAUCUCGUCCUCUGUCGUCCUUGUGCCCUCCAUCUUUCCCAACAUCAGGGUCUUUUCCAGGGAGUCUUCUCUUCUCAUGAGGUGGCCAAAGUAUUGGAGCCUCACCUUCAGGAUCUGUCCUUCCAGUGAGCACUCAGGGCUGAUUUCCUUCAGAAUGGAUAGGUUUGAUCUUCUUGCAGUCCAUGGGACUCUCAAGAGUCUCCUCCAGCACCAUAAUUCAAAAGCAUCAUGCAGUAACACCAAUACAGCCAGUGUAGUGUAGUGGUUACAGUAUUGAACUUGGGAGAUGAGGGUUCAAGUCCCUACUUAACCUUGAAGCUUGCCAGGUGACCAUGGACCAGUCACUGUCUCUUAGCCUAACCCUACCAUGCACAGGGUCAUUGUAAGAAUAAAAUGGAAAGAGGGAGAAGAACCAUGCAUGCCACCUUGUGCUCCUCAGAGGAAAGCUGGGUUUAAAAUGCAUAAACAAACAAACACACACUUUCCAGGGAGUGUGUUUUUCCACACAUUGUUUCAGAAAGUGCAAAUUUGGUAGGUUUGCUUUUAAGUGCAAACAAAAUCAAAUUUAUCUCAAAUCCCUAGGUGUAGCAUAAGUCGCAAAUGAAGUAUGGCAGACAGAACACCAGCUAAAUCAGAAACGAACACUCACCAGACCUCUAGUAACUGGGUUGUGUGCAUAUUUUGCAAUUUGUAAAAGUGCAGGAUGUGACUUCAGGAGCAGCAGUAGUGGACAGCAGUGCUCCCAGCAGCUGAAUCGGUGCUGCUUACUAGGAAGAAGUGGGGAGCCAGUAGGGAGGUUGGUGUGGGGCAGAGGCAGAAGCAGGAGCUGGCUCUGCCAGUGCAUUUGUACUGCACUGACCUCCCUGCUGCUUCAUCCCUCUCCUUCCUGGUAAGCAGCAGUGGCUCAGUUGUUGGGAGGUCAGGUGAGCACCACGUCAUUGACUGCUGAGGAGCAGAUUCCAGAAAAUCUCAGCCUUUGUACAUGAAAAAACCAACAACAGCCCUUAUUCUAGCCCUUAUUGUUGUGAAGCUGUGCUUGAAAGCAUGUGGGCCUUAAAGCCAGAUGAAAUACAUUAAGCUGCUGUUACAAUAGGGUGAGCUGUUCCACAUCAACAGAACUACUCUCAUCUUUAGGAUGGGAUGAUAAUUUCUGUCUCCUCUUCUCAUAUACCUCCUCUCUUUCCUUCUGACUGUGGAAGUCAGAGCUUGAUCUUUGCCAUUUCCCCCCGUUUUGAAAGACUCUGCUGUGUGCCAUACAUGUGUGUGUACUGUACAUGCACGUAACACGCAUGCAAUACCAUCCAUGCCUGCACACAACACACACCCCAAGUCUGUGUUAUGUCCUUUUCACCCCACCAUUUUUCUUUCACUUUCAUUGUCAAGAACUUUAAAAAAAAACAGAGAGAAAGAGAUCAAGUCUUUAUUGAUUUUAGAGCUGUAAUUAAUUUCAUCCUUUCCGCCUUUGUCAAUGAAUUCUCUGCCUCUCUGCCUCAUAAUCUUGUGCAGUUAAAGUGGAUUGACUCCAACUUCACCCCCCUCCCUUUGACACUGCAUAUCUUGCCAUCCUUUACAAGCCUCAGGUGCCAGGUCCUGAAAUUACUUUGGAUCAGGCUGUCACUCACUGAAAGUCUACCUCUUUGGGAAAGCUGGAUGUUCCCAGCAGAUGCUAGUAAUCACAUUAAUAGCCUGGAUCUUUUCAGAAACCUUAUCAUCUCACAUGACCCAAAGCGACCCUGGAUAGCCAUCAACUGUGUUCUAGAUCAAAACACUGCUCAUUUGGAGCUGUGGGAAGUGUUCUAAGAAGCUUCCCCACAGUUAUUGCAAAUUUGUGGGGAGAGAGAAAAAGAAGGGAGAGGAGAUGAGAAGGAUCAGUGACUGGUGCACAACAUAUUUCAUGUUUAAACCAACAGCAGAGAAUGGGGCAGGCUGUGCAAUAGAAAGCUGGUUGGUAUUUGUGUGGGGAGCUAUGAUCAAUGUGAGCCUAGUAGUACCAUGAGCAUCAGUGUGUAGAGCAACAAGUGCAACUUUUACCUUUGUACUGUAGGCUAGUUCCUAUGCGCGCGCGCGCACACACACACACACACACACACACAGCCUAUCCUCCAUCUAGGCAACAAGAGUCAUUAUCACAAAUCAAUGAUACCUUCCAGGUAAACAAAAAACCUCAGAGAGUAUGAAGCAAAUCUGGUGAGAGGUGUGGUCUGGAUAGAAAGGGUGUGGUUUCCCCUGAAGGGAGUCCCAAGGGCCAGUUAGAGGCACAUCUGGCCUCUGGACCUGAGGUUCCACACCUGUUUUAGCUUACGAAUGCUUGAGCCUCUCACUUUGUUAUGAAAAAAUGAGCUGCUCCUGCUUCUUUAUUGAACAGGCUACCUCUACAUGUCACUUUGCUGAUAGGAAGCCUUUCAUCCUUGCAGGUCAGAACUAGCAUCAUAGAUCCAGCCACAACUAUACAGUGACCACCAUCAGGACACUCAGUCAGUGUUUGAUGUAAAUGAUUGUUUUUUUUUUAAAUGUCAAAGGGCAUGAUUAUGCGAAUUGCAGAAAGUUUUCAAUUUGUUACCUAACUCAAAAAAUGCAACGUGGAGAAUGAAAAGGUACCAUCUCAGCUGUACUGCUGGCACAUUAACAACUGCAAUUGCCCAUUAAACGCUUGACUUAAAUGUGCCUGAUUGUAAUGGGAAUUUGCCAGACAGGAUGCUAAAGUAGCGCAUGUAGAAGUGGAACCAAGACCAGGUUGUAAAUGCUUGCAGGAUGGGCCACCCCAGCAUUUUUGCCAAGUUUAGGGUGUGACUUUGCUGCUGUACUGGAAACCACAGUGAAAGUCCAAGUGCCCAGUUAACACACACUCACAUAAAGUUUUGUUUUGUUUUGUUUUGUUGGAACAAGAAACAGUGGCUUUUUUCAAAGUGGCCGAGUCCUGAGCAUCACUUAUUUCACUUAUUGAGUAGUUAAUGUGCAUAAUAACCAGCCACUGUGCACACUCACCAGGCUUCAGGAAGGGUAUGUCCAGAAUCCUUCUGUAAAGAAGGAAUUGGGCACAUCUCCCAGUCAAUAUACGUAAGUAAUGUGCUUAUAUUGACUAUAUUUUGUUCAUACUCCAGCCAGUAUGCAUAAUCUCCAACAGAGAAACUACUGUAUAAUAAAAUACAAUGCAGUAUAAAAGAAAACUACAACAUAAUGCAUAAAACAACUUUUAAAAACCCAAACGAAAACAUAGCAGCACAUUUUGAAACAUCUUUUAGCGUCAGAGAUCCUUUCCCUCUUCACCCCGCCUCUUGCAAGGCACAUCCUGACCCUCACUAUACAACACUCAUCCCACUAACACAAAGACAUCCCACCCAAAUUCUGCCUUACAGUUACACAAAACCACAGUACGAACUGCUUGUUCCAUAUCACUCAACCCAUUCUACUCCCACACCUCACAUGCAUUCAUCAGUACACACAAACACACCAUCCCACCCAGGAGUUCCAAUUAUCUCCCACUACAUCACCAAUCAAUCUUUCUACUCAACCUGAAAUAUAUGACAAAAACACCAAGACAACAAUGAUACCAUCCACUGACAGAACUGUAUAAAAUAAUACAGAUUGCCACCUGCCAGUCACACCCAGGUUGCUGUCUCCCACCCAGUACUCACAUGCAAGGAUGAAUUGUGCUCCUUCCCCACCCCAUCUCAAACAUUUCAGCCCACACAAGGAAGAGGGAGCGGGGAGCUUGCAUCUAUCAGAGUAUGGUGGAGGCUGGCUGGUAGAGGGAACAGGAGCAUUUGGCGCUACAACAUUUUAUUGCAGGUAUCGCCUGUGGUGCACUUUUCUCGCUGCACAUUUUGGUUACAUCCUGCAUAUUUGGGUUGUGUCCUGCCCAUAUGUCCUGCAUAGAUAUGUGUGUGUGUGUGUGUGUGUGUGUGUGUGUGAGAGAGAGAGAGAGAGAGAGAGAGAGAGAGAGUGUCUGUAAGGAUGAUUGUCCCCUCUCUUACAGAGAUAUUUUUAAUGUUUACUGAGGUAAUAAAUGCAAGGCAAGGCACUUGGAGCACACAGUGAGUGUUGUUGUUACUACAAAACAGCCAGCAGCAGCAGUCAACCUCUCUAAAAACAGCCAACUGCUGCCUUCCAAUGGUGGAAGUUUGUAUGAUCAUCAGGCUUCACAACACCAGCUUGUGCCAUGGUGUAACUUGAGGACACUGGCUAAAUUGAUUAGCAAAGACCUUGUUUGCUCCAGGAACGGGGGGGGGGGGGGGGCAGCGGCAGUUUUCAAAACAAAACAAUCCCUACUUGGUUGCUGAGUUUGAGCCACAGAGUGGCUCUCUGGCUUAAUCCCCAACUCGGCCACCACUCGCUUCCCAGUCUGACAUUGUUUGCUGGCGAGCGACGGUGCCAGAAGGAAUUAGGAGCCAUUUGUCUUGUUUUCCCUCCACCUCCACUUCCCCACAAAAUCUGGACAUGCCCUUGAAUUCAACGGUCCUGGCAAUAAGUUAAUGGCAGCUACUCAACUUUAACAGGUCUGUGGGUAGCUUUAUCGCCAGCCAUCUGUGUUGACAGCAGUGUAACCAAAGCUCAAAAGCAUAUUGGAAUCUUUGGCCAUAUGGCGGCCAGGAAGGGAGAGCCAAUGAGUCCAGGAGAAGAGUUUGCAUUAUAUACAGAAGCAGGUGCCCAGAGAGGGAGGCACAUCCCUUACCUGACAGCUAACAGGACAAGGUUGUCCUUGGGGUCCAUACACAACAAGAGAGCCAUGUUUCCAUAGAAUCAUAGAACUGCAGAGUCAGAAGGGAAUCUGAGGACCACCCAGUCCAACCCCCUGCAAUGCAGGAAUCUCAACGCAGGACUCCCAGCUGGAUCAUUAACACAAGGCCAUCUCUGUUAAGGGCAUUCCACUUUGCCAAUGCAGACUUUAUUAUCAUCUCCUUUUAGAAACAUGAAGAACCAUGAAGGCUUAAAUAAAUAUAUAAAUAAAUAAAUAAAUAAAUAAAUAAAAUAAUUUACUAUUUACACCCCACCCAUCUGGCUGGGUUUCCCCAGCCACUCUGGGUGGCUUCCAACAAAAUAUUAAAAUACAAUACAGUGGUACCUCUAGAUAUGAACGGGGUCCGUUCCAGAGCUUUUCGCCGCUUCUGCGCAUGCACGUGGUGUCAUUUUGAGUGUCUGCGCAUGAGCAAGCAGCGAAACCUGGAAGCAACGCGCUCCGUUACUUCCGGGUUGCCGCAGAGCGCAACUCGAACACGCUCAACUCAAAGCGUAUUCAACCCGAGGUAUGACUGUAGUCUGUCAAACAUUCAAAGCUUCCCUAAACAGGGCUGCCUUCAGAUGUCUUCUAAAAGUCUGGUAGUUGUUUUUCUCUUUGACAUCUGGUGGGAGGGUGUUCCACAGGGCGGGCGCCACUACCGAGAAGGCCCUCUGCCUGGUUCCCUGUAACUUGGCUUCUCGCAGCGAGGGAACCGCCAGUGAUAACUUAUACAAAGCUAAAAACCAUUUAAUGCUGAUUUUAGGUGUUUUAUUAUGACUGCGGCAAUUUUUUUUUUUUAUUGAGAUGCGUUACUGUCAGGUGCUUAGAGGUUAAAGCACUAGAGAAGGCCUUUUCAGAAAAUAUCAGUCAAUAAAUCUCUCUAACCUGUUCCUCACCCCAUUCUGCAAAACACUCUCAACACCUUCCCCUUCCGUUGAUGCUACAAAAGGCUUUACUUCUUAGUCCCUUUUACCAUCCUGGCCAGUAGACCAGUUCCACGUUGACUGCUGGGCCAAAACUCUCCCAUUCUUUUCGACACCCUUCUUCCAAACAUGUGCUUUGAGUGCUUCCUGAUGAGUAUUCUGUUCACGGGGAUAAUCUAGCCAAGCACUUUCCAUUUUAUGCUUUUCAUUAAAUCUCACCAACAUCUAAAUAGCAAAAUCGAUGCUUUUGUCAGCAGUGUGACAUGUAGCAAUAAGAUUCCUCUUCCUGGUUUUGCUUCCCUGCCCCACUUGCCCACAAACCGCCUGGUUAGUUUUCUCACGAGAAAGCAGCACGGGCAGCAAUUCAGCUCAUAGGAUUUUGCAGGUACAUCACAAUCACAACCAGGAAAAGGCAUUUGAAGUUAUCAGGUGGGUGACGGAGUUCCCUGUAUGGAACUGCCAUGCCCCUGUUACAGCAGAUUUGGUCUCGAUGGACAAAUGUCAUUGCCUGAUAUAAGGCACCUACAUCUAUUCCUAAAUAAACAUGUGUAGUUUCAGGAUCUCUGGGCUUGAACUCUGGGAUGGGAAGGAAACCUAGCGAGGUGCUAUGGGCUGCAGGCAAACAGCACGCUCAGGCACGGAGGGAUUAUAGGGGUGGCCAACAUUGCCCUCUGCAAUUGGCUGGCAGUAUGGAGCAUCUGGAUUGGCCAGACAUGGUAUAAAUAGCAUGAUCACAGCAGUGAGUCAGGACUUCUGCCUUUGCCAGCUAAAAUGGGCUGAUGCUUGCUGCACUUCAAGUUCUCCAGCUCAAGCUGCUGAUUUCAGUGGCCUUGAGAUGGAUGCACCACUUUAGAUUCAAGGAUGGCCACUCAUAGCCUUGUCAUGGCCCUGAGCGACAGGACAGAUCCUAGGAGGUUCUGAAGCAAGGGAACAAAGGGCAUUGAUCAAAUCAAUAUUCCCCUUAAGCCAGGAAGGGACAUUGACCAGUGGUCUCAAGUCCAAUCGCCAGCAUCACCAGGUGGACCAAGAGAAACUCCGCUUGAAAUAUAGAAAGUCACUGUUGGUCAUUGUAGACAAUUGGAUCUGUGAUCUGACUCAGUAGAACACAGCUCCCCAUGAUUCUAGAAGCCAGGGUCUGUGUGCAACAAACUUGGUGCCUAAGGAAGAAGUCUGCCAAUUUCAAGUAUUUUGGCAAGAGAGUAAGAAGAGGUUGGCUGCAUUUCCCUGAUACUUGCUAAUCCUGCCAGGUCAUGUCACCUUUUGAAUCCAUUUUGCAUUGUUGCCAUUGUGGUUUUGCUAAUUGAGACUGGAGUUUGCUUGCUGUGAACAGAUUCAAGGGAGAGCUCCACCAGUAUGGCCCUGGACUCUGCAUGUGUUCCUCAAAGCAAAGUUUCCCAAGAGUGUGCUUUGUUAUGGCACACCCAGCUGUGAUCUGAGGCUGCAGUGGAUCCUUUCUAACAUGAUCCAUCAUCCCAAAGCUGCAGGCCAGGUGGCUGGAAGGCAUCUGGGUUGUCAGUCACAUUCUUAGCUUAACCAGUCACAUGCUUAGUUAUCAGUGGACUAAGUUUCAGAGACUUGAAUGGAUUCCCUCAUUUCUCCCAUAAUGCAUCUGUGUAGAACAGGAAGAAGAACUCUCUACUGCUGUUCUUUUCAGUGGUUUCAUCAAGAUACUACACUGUAUCCAUGUCCCCGAAUUUUUAUUUUGUUCCUUCCCUUACCCUGUUUUACAACAAAUCCUUUCACUAUGAAUUUAUUGUUUUUACUUAGUAAAUAUAUAUUGUGCUCUUCCUCUCAAAGCAGCUCUGUUGCUUUUAAAGACUACAAAGUGCUGAGGGGUGUGUGUGUGUGUGUGUGUGUGUGUGACAAUUUGACCAAAAUUGUGGAGAAUCAGGGCAAGGCUCAUCAGUAACGUUAAGGGAAAUACACACACACCAGCUUUCCCCACUAUUUGAGCACUAAUGUAGAUAGUAACUAAACCUGAGCGUGUGCACACACACAUUUUAUUCCUCUGUGCAUCCAGAAGUCCUAUUAUUAUUAUUAACAACAUUAGCUUUUGUCCCUGCUCUCCAAAUUCACACGUGCAUCCACCUUCUUUAAUUCAGAGCUUUCCCAUUGCAAUCCUUUUCAGAAUACAGUGGACGCUUGGGUUGUGAACGUGAUCUGUGCUGGAGGCACGUUCUCAACCCGCAGCGUCCGCAUCCCGUCUGUUGUGAUUUGGUCUUCUGCGCAUGUGCAAAGCGCAAUUUAGUGCUUCUGUGCAUGUGUGAGUGCCAAAACCCGGAAGUAACCCAAUCCGGUACUUCCAGGUUUUGGCACGUCCGUAUCCUGAAAUGCGCAACCUGAAGCGUCUGUAACCCGAGGUAUGACUGUAUACACUUAUAGAGCUUUGCACAAUGCUUGAAAUUCAGGUACCACACCGAACCACAUCAGGGGUGGGUGGGGAAAGGCUUCCAAGGGACAGUUGGCAGCUCAAAGUGGGCUCCUGGUUGCUCCUUUGCUGCAGCAAGAUGCACUCCCAGCUGCCCAUCUUCUGAGCCUGUUGAUACCUCCCUUUAGCCUGUGGAUGGUGCUGGCUUGGCUGAGUCGCGUACUGACACUCAGAGAAUGGGUUUGCUACUAGUAUGCAAGAUAAUACAUAGCACUUAUUCCUUAAGCCAUGUGCUCCAUAGUUAAUAUGAGAAGGGGGAAUCACAUUCCAUUGUCUUUGAUUUAUCCAGUCUCCUCUGUCCGUACUAAAAUCAAGUCUUCUAAUUGCAGUGCCCAAACCCUCAAGGUGUAUCAGGUUGCUAAGGCAGAUCAGCUGAGAGGAAGACCCUCUUUUGCACCCAGCGGGGCUUUAAAAAUAUAUAUACCUAUAUCAACCCACCGAAUUUAAGGGGCAGGUCUGGGGAAUAGAUGGAAAUGGAAGAGAGUAUAAAGGAAAGGAGGGGGGAAUGAGCCUCCAGCUGUUAGUUGCUGGAGUGAGAUCAUAUUGAACUAAACCGCAGUGUAAACUUUAUUAAAGGUCACACUAAUGAAUGGCUUAAUUCUAGAAUUAUAAAUUAACUCAUGUGGCUUUUCCUUUGUGAACAACUGUGCUUUUCUGGAGCUAACCAGCUCUCUAACAUACACACAGUGAGUUGAGCUGAUAUGGUUAUACUGCCACCUGCUGAUUAAUGCCACUAUUUACAUCUCAGAACUGCUCCAGAGAUGGAUGUGCAGAGAGAUAAGCUUACUGAAAGUGAAGGGAGUGGGGAGUGUGCCCAAGUACACUGCCUUGUGUGAAAAUUGCAUACAUGCUUGUUCACUUCAGCUUCCAAAAGGAAGAGAAGCUUUCAAAACUACUGUCUGGAGCCACAAAGAUAAGUCCUUGCCGAAGACCACCUAGGCUGGGAUGAGCUCUGAAGCAGUGGACUCAAUGGAGGCAGAUCCAUUCAGGCAAAUCAGGCACUGCCCCAGCCACUUUAAUCUACGCUAAACCAAUCCCCACCAGCCUGCCUUCUUACAACCAAUCAGGAGAUGGUUCUGUCUCUCAUAGGCUCUGGCUCCACCUACUGUUGGUCUCCCUGCCUUACACCCCAUCAGUUCCAUGGAGCAACAGCCACCACUGAGUGGACUUCCUAACCCACACUACAGCACCUCCUAGUGUUGGAUGGUGGUGGCACAAGGGUUAAAUCCCUGCUUCUCAUUCCUCAAGUGAUCAGCCCAAGAUCUACUGUAGGCUUGAACCUGAGCAUGCAGAGCUGCUGACUUCAACACAAUUAAGUUUUAAGACGGGACCACAGCUCAUAGACAUAGUACAUGUUUUGCAUGCGGAAGAUCUCAGAUUCAGUCCUGAGCAUCACUAGGCUGGCUGAAAGGAGAGAUAGCCCACUGCCAGAAUGUAGUCCCCUCAACAACACAAAAACAUUCCCCUUCCAUGCUUUGGGAUCUGAACUGCAAAGACAGCAGGGGAUUGACUAUCAUCAGCCCCUUUACAAAGGAACCAAAAUGACAUUUUUCAGGAUCAACAAGGAAACCACAAGCUAUUUAAAGGCACAGGGUAGUAUCCAACGAAAUUCUACUCAGAAUAGUCCCACUGAAAUUAAGGAACCUAAGUUAAUAAUGUUCAUUAACUUCAGUGGCUCUACUCUGAGUAGGACUAGCAUCAGAUACAACCCCUUAGAUUGUACUCACCUGGGUACUGCCUGAGACAGCAUCAAAAGGCCAAUGCCAAUACACACACACCCAGGCUGGGCUGGGGGCUGGGGGAUAAAUUCAAUGAAGUUUACAUUUAAACACAAAGCUAUCAAAUUCAUACUUUAUAAAACAAUCCCCUCCCCCCCAAAAACAGCUUCCUUCAAAUUCUGCACAUCUCCACAUUUUGCAAUGCAGUUACCCAGCAAGUAACGUGCAUAAAAAUGCAUAUACGGUUUUUGAACGCCUUGGUACUUGAGCAUUUUGGCUCCCAAAUGCAGAAAACCCAGAAGUAAGUGUUCCGGUUUUCAAACAUUUUUUGAAAGCUGAACGUCCAAUGCAGUUGUCGGCUAUUGUUUCCGGGCGCCUGCACCAAUCGGAAGCUGCGCCUUGGUUUUCGAACGUUUCAGAAGUCGAACAGACUUCCGGAACAGAUUACGUUCGAGAACCAAAGUACUACUGUACAAUGGUUAGUGUGCAUCAAAACGCACAUAUUAAUGAAAAUAGCAACAAAAAAUGUGUACACUGAGUCAAAUUGCAUACAAAAAUAGGUUUAUUGGAGAAAAUUCACACCAAAAUGCUGUCAAAUUUUAUUUUAAAAAAUCCACAAAUUGCUGCUGAAAUGUGGAGAGCUCAAUUUAAAAUGGGAGGGAAAUGGGAAACUGAGAGAACCAAAAUUGACAGAUCCAUCCAACCCUAAUCCCAGGCCAGGUUAUAGUGUAUCCAGGGCCAACCACAGCUGGUGCAGAAAAUUCCACAAGCCCCUCUCCCUACUCCCUGGCAGUAAGAUAGUGUUGAAUUAAAUAACUAACAAUUUACAGCCCUUUCGUGACCCUCAAAAUUAGCAGCCUAGAGAUCUCUCUCUGUAUAUGCACACACAAUGCAGGUUCUAAAUUUCCUUACCCCUAUCCCUUUAAACUGAGAGGCCAGGACUGCGGUGCAACUUGACAUUCAGCCCACUGAGAGGCCACAUUGCCCAUUUUGACUGGUGUGCUCUCUUUUCUCCCCUCCCCCCCCGCCCCAGAUUUAAUACUUUUGACACAUGUAUUUAUUCUAUUGAAUCAAUUGAUGCUACCAGCAUUUUUUUUUUACCUCUGAGCAAACAAAAAAACAGGUGCCUUAAUUUAUUGCAUUAAAUAGCUGUAUCAAAGACUUUCUGACAGAUCAAGAGAAACUGCUGCAGGGGAAGGAUUUCUGCCACCAUUUGCCAAGCUUUUUUAAAAAAAAAAGGAAAAGAAAGGAAAAGAAAAGCUAGACGCCAAGCAACAAUCAGGACUGUAUUGUAGAUUUAGAAUUGUGAUUAGCCUCUGCAUUCAGCAGCGGUAAUUCCACCAGAAGCCCCAGACUUCAGUGGCAAAGAGAAAAAUGGGAAUGCUGAAGAGAAGAGAUCAAUAUCUAGAGGAGAUAAAAGGCAACAGAGAAAUUGGCUGAUAACUAUUCAGAUCUCGUGCAUCCCACCUUCCUGAAAGAAGGGUAAUUAAAGCCAUAUUCUAAUUAACUUGUACUUUGCCCCCAAUCAGAAGCAUCCUUUGCAGAAAAACUAAUGAGGCUGGGAGAAUGGGUUCUUCCUUGUGGAUCCGUCUGUCUAAGUAAAAUAGAAAGCAGUCUUUAAUUUGGGGCAGGAGAGGAGGGAAAUGAGACAAAAGCUCUCUGAAUAGUUGGGUGCUAAAGACUUCAGACCCCUCAACCGGUGCAGGUGAGAAUCGGUGACCCCCUGCAAAAGCUCAGAGCCAAACCAUACCUGCUCUGCAAAUAUGUGCAUAUAAAACUCAACACUCGCUUCAAUUAGGAAGGGGUGGUUUUGAGCAGAGGAGUUGCGCUACUGAGCUUCUGCUACAACCCAGAUCUAAGAGGAGGAGGAGAAAGAGAUUUGCUGACAGCAGCUGGAUGAUUCCAUCCUCCUUUCUACCCUGCUCCCUGUCCAAACUGCCAAACAUGCUGGAUAUGGGGGUGAGAGGGAAGAAGGCAUUUCACAACCAGCAGUGCCAUUGAGGUAUCUGACAAUGUUCCUGCUGCCACAGGCUGAAAGACGAACCCAGAUUAAUUCCAUGGAUGGGUGCUUCAACAGUAUUUGCUAAUCUGCCUCUCCUGUUUGCAGAUGGACAGGAGCGAGUUCCAGCAGGAUUCGGUCCUCAAGCAGCUGGAAGUGCUCAAGGAGGAAGAGAAGGAGUUUCAGAAUUUGAAGGUAAUUGACUACAGCAGGGGUGGGGAGCAUGUGGCCCUGGAAAUGGUGCUGGACUCCAGUUUCCCAUCAGUGUAGACACAGUGCCCAGAGUUGAUGGGAGCUGUAGUCCAGACAACAUCUGUAAGGCCACAGGGGCUCCUUUCCUGGGCAGCAGGAUACUUACUACUUUACUCAUGCAGGCAACAAUGCUACCUUGGGGUUAACAGAUCCAGGGAUUCCUUAGUCACCUGUAUCUGGCAAGCGGUAAGGAAAACAAGUCAAGUCUGGUUUAAGCCAAUGAAGCGCCACUAGAAUCAACAUCAAUACAAUAAGCUCAAGUACUUAUCACAGCAGGUAGCCAUGUUUCUUCAUUAUACCAUGAGAGGCUGGUAACCACCAGCGCUGCCACCUUUUACAAAGCAAUUAAAGUGAAAUUUGGGGCAAUUCACACAGCCAGACUCAAUCAUAUUGAGAACAUGGGUGAGAGUGCGGCCCAGAGGAGUUCAGCAUCUGAUGGCAUCAUCCUGUGGUUACAUCAACAGCCCCCCAGUUCCGUAUUCAAAUCGGUAGCUGCUGCAGCGCUCAAAUGCCUCCAGCGGCAGCUUGGGGAACAAUGUGCCAAACUCAAUGUAGAUCUGCUAAAACCAUGUAACGCAAAACUCAUUGUAGAUAAGAUAUACUAAAACAGAGGCAGGGAACCGAUUGUUGUUGUUGGGAUACUGCCGGGAAAACGGGGGCACCAGGCAGGCAUCAGGCAGGCCCCCAGCUGGCUCCAGCCACCGGCCGGCAGCCAGUCUCCCUUGGAACAGCAUCAGUCAGCGGCAUGAGCCUCAGAUACGUUUAGAGACCCGUGCACGCUCUAUCAGCAGAGUGUGCAAAUCUUCUUACAGCAGAAGAGGCAGACAGAGAAAUAUGUAAGCAUAAUGUAUAGUAUUUUAUUCAGCAUAGUUCAAGAACAAAGGAAAACAUGUCUGCUUCCCUUCGUCUCCAGCAAAACAGCAGUAACCCAAAAGCUAUAUACAAACAGAAGUGCUGGAAGUAAACAGGCAUGUGACACAACAGUCAUGCCUGUUCCCUUUUAAGGUAGAACAGAACGAUAUCCUAACAAUUAUCUGCCACCACCAUCCCUGCAGGCCAAGUGUGACAGGUGCGUGGGGCCACUUGCUUGUCAAUCACCUGAUGCCACAAUGAUAUCUGAUGUCCUUUCUUCCCUGCCCGCAUGAUUUGAAAUAUAGGCAACAACCAUUUUGCAUGGGGAUUCCCUUCCCUUUUCUGGGUCCAAAAGUGCUCAUAUGUCAGUGAUCACAUGUCAUUUGGAUGCUCCUAAAAUGGCUCUUAUCUGUACUACUAUUUAAGAAUUUGCACCUGAAUUUCCUUCCCCUCCCACUUCCCUUGCUGUCCCUUUCCCCUUGUAUGUUGUGUUUUUUAGAUUGCAAGUCCGCAGGUCAGGAACUGCCUUGUUUAAAUUUAUUGUGUGUAAGCCACUCUGGCUGAAUGCUGGGGUAAAAAAAUACAGUCGUACCUUGGAUCUCAAAUGCCUUGACUCCCGAAUGAUCGAAACCCAGAAGUGAGUGUUCCAAUUUUCGAACGUUCUUUUGGAAGCUGAACGUCCAACGGGGCUUCUGAUUGAGUGCAGGAGCUUCCUGCAGCCAAUCAGAAGCCGCACUUUGGUUUCCAAACGUUUUGGAAGUCGAACAGACUUGCAGAACAGAUUCAGUUCGAAGGUAUGACUGUACUCUUAAAUAAAGGCGCAGCCAACAGUAUAAACUGUUAAGUUGUGGGUGAACAUAUCAGACGACACAGCGAUUCUUCAAACAGCUCUUGUUUAUCCACAGGCCAGAACAGAACUGAACUGAAGGGUUCAGUCAGCCUGCUUAUAUAGAGGUCCAGUACAACGUAACUGUAACAAUUUUCUAAAACUAUCCAAUCACUGAACAUCACUUUCGAUCCCUUAUUUGCAUAACUACCUACAGUAUCCCCUGCUGGCCCAGGGUGAGAACUUCACUACAUAACAUAAACCAAGAAGUCUAAAACACAAAACACGCACCCUGAGCCAAGAAAUAACUCUCCCCCCCCCCCAUUUCUUCCAGGAUCCCACUAAUGGUUAUUACAGUGUGAACACCUUCAAGGACCACCACUCCACUCCCACCAUCUCCCUCUCAGGCUGCCAGCCGGACCUGAGACCAGCCAACAAGCAGCGCGUGCCCACGGGCAUGUCCUUCACCAACAUCUACACGACCCUGAGCGGGCAGAACCGCCUCUACGACUACAGCCAGCGCUUCGUCUUGGGCAUGGGCAGCAGCUCCAUCGAGCUGUGCGAGCGGGAAUUCCAGCGGGGCUCCAUGAGCGACAGCAGCUCCUUCCUGGACACGCAGUGCGACAGCAGCGUCAGCAGCAGCGGCAAGCAGGACGGCUACGUACAGUUCGACAAGGCCAGCAAGGCCUCGGCCUCCUCUUCCCACCACUCCCAGUCCUCCUCUCAAAACUCAGACCCCUCCCGGCCCCUGCAGAGGAGAAUGCAGACCCAUGUGUGA